GGGAACGAAACGGUGCUUGCAAUGGUGACGGCUGGAGCCGUAAAACCUACGGCUGAAACGGAGAAAGAUUAACCAUAUGAAUGGCACUAGUAGCUAGAAUUGUGCUAAUCUAUCACACUAACGUCUAGGCUUUUUGUUGAAGACAGGUUUAUGCCCUUGUCAUCGCUUCGAUUCUGCAUACAGACGGAUAGGGCAAAGCAGAAAACUGUAAUAUUGUGUCAAUGGACACUUGUGCGGAGGUCCACAGCGUUUUUCUUUUUUCAAAAGAGCUGAAUAAGUAGGCCGGGGACCAGUAUCCUAGGAUUGCAUUUGCGUUCCUUAUUAUUUCAAGCUUUUGAUAUUUAGGUCGAAUACAUAAUCCAAAAUGUCGACCAGCACCCCCGAAGCGGUGAAGAAAUUACUCGAGAACAUGCAGACAGAUCUGCGGUCCCUGUCCAUGGAAUGCAAGAAGAAAUUCCCCCCAGUCAAAGAGGUAGAUAUAUGGCUGUCUAGCUAACUUUAGCUAGCAAUCUCUAUCUAGCUUUCGCUCAGUUUCACUCUGUGUGUUAUGUGGUGUUGUGAUGAUUUGCCACCUCACCAGUGAUAAUACAUUUUGAUGCAAUUGCUGAUGUUGUCAUCAAGUGCAUCAAGUAAUGCGAGCGCAACGCGACAUGGUGUAUCAGGGGGUGCAUAAUAUCCAGUUGUGACGGCUGCAUGGAUGCUGUGCCACGGUGUAACGUUAACGUUGGGCUUGAUCCAUAGCAUGUUUAUAUUGUCAGUUGUCAAAUAAUGACUUUACAUUCAAUGGUGGGACGUGCGUUGUUUUGUGUGGAUGUCAAUAUCACAUUUUUUCACAUAUCUUUAAUAAUUCACACAAUGAGGAUGCUUUGUGUUGUCACUGCAUUGGUCAGAAAUGCCACAUCCAAAACGUUGUGAUUGAAGGCAGAGUACUUCUCUUCCGGGUUUAACUACUGACAUGAAGGCUAUGGUGGUCCUCUACUUCAUGUGGCUAAAUAUACUUAACAAAAAUAUAAACGCAACAUGUAAAGUGUUGGUCCCAUGUUUCAUGUGCUGAAAUAAAGAUCCCCAACAUUUUCCAUACCCACAAAAAGCGUAUUUUCCUCAAAUUUUGUGCACAAAUGUGUUUACAUCCCUGUUAGUGAGCAUUUCUCCUUUGCCAAGAUAAUUCAUUCACCUGACAGGUGUGGCCUAUCAAAAAGCUGAUUAAACAGCAAGAUCAUUACACAGGUGCACCUUGUGCUGGGGACAAUAAAAGGCCACUCUAAAAUGUGCAGAGCUGUUACCAGAGAAUUGAAUGUUCAUUUCUCUACCAUAAGCUGCCUCCAGCGUCGUUUUAGAGAAUUUGGCAGUGCAUCCAACCGGCCUCACAACCACAGACCACGUGUAACCACGCCAGCCCAGGACCUCCACAUUAGGCUUCUUCACCUGCAGGAUCGUCUGAAACCAGCCACCCGGACAGCUGAUGAAACUGUGGGCUUGAACAACUGAAGAAUUUCUGCACAAACUGUCAGAAACAGUCUCAGGGAAGCUCAUCUGCAUGCUCGUCAUCCUCACCAGGGUCUUGACCUGACUGCAGUUUGGCGUCGAAACCGACUUUAGUGGGAAAAUGCUCACCUUCGAUGGCCUCUGGCAUGCUGUAAAGUGUGCUCUUCACAGAUGAAACCCGGUUUCAACUGUACCAGGCAGAUCGGUGAGUGGUUUGCUCAUGUGAACUGAGUGCACCAUGGUGGCGGUGGGGUUGUGGUAUGGGCAAUAUCAUUGAGCAGAGAGAGAAUUUUGCGGUUUUGAAGCUAAUUUCCAGCGAUUCUACACAGUUUGGCAUAGAGCUGAGAAACAAUUUUACAAAUUUAAAGCUAAUAUCCUGCAAUUCUAUGCAUUUUGCUAUGGCUAAUUCUGUGUUCCACUGCUCAAACAUUAUAACAAAAUCAAUGGGCAUGUGCCCUGAACGCCACGCCCGGUUUUUGGAAUUUUAAAUUCUCCCUGAGCUUUUAUUUGAUUGUUAGUUCUCAAAGAUGGUAUUAUACAAAUAAAAGUAUAAUUUCUGCAUGUUUUCUAUCUGGUUUUGGUCAUUUAAGUUGACACUGAAACUGUUUUUCAAUUCAGAAAAUUAACCCUUAGACAGCCCGCCUAAGAAAAAUACCUGUAAUUAGCUCCAAUGACUAUAAUGUUAGUUCGAGAUUUUGGCAAUGAAGCCAUUUAUCUACUUCCCCAGAGUCGGAUGUUCCUGUAGACUUCCAGUCAUUGAGCUGACGCUAGUUAGCAUUGGCUCAUGAAACUGCCUCUAACUUCCUUCAUACUGGACGCAGAGACAUAAAAAUGGUAUCCACGAUCGUAUUCUGUUGCCGCUAGCAAUAUUCAUAAAAUAAAUAUUUUUCACACAAAAAAUCCCAACAAAUAUAUAUAUAUUUUUAACUCAACAAAAACAAAAAUCGCGGACCUGCUGCAGACUCCAGUUUGAAAACCCCUAGCCUAUAUGACAGGAAUUGACUGCAUUCUCCUUUCAACUCUCAUUUAUAGGUCAAAGAAAUUAGCCUAAGACAAUCUGAUUAACUUGUUAAUGACCAGUCUUCACUUGCUUUUGAGAUUCUGAUUGAGGGCCUAUAAUAGUAAUCUCUUUAGGACAUGUUUUCAUCUAGAUAAAAACAAGGCCUUAAUUGUCAUGUUUCUAUUACAGUUAUCCCACUAGGAAAAUCCACACCACCUUUAUGAUGUCAUGCCAGUGUAGGCCUAGCUGUCAGAGGAGAAGUAAUGCUGUCUCCACAUUUAAAUGACUGCUCCUUUAUGUUGAGCCUGUGGGCCUCCACUCUAGACUGAGGUGAGUCAGCCACUGCUGGGCAGCAGGCCGCCAGGUAUAACUCUCCCUGGCUUUGUUUGUUUUUCCUCAGACCUUACCAUGUGUAAGGGAGUGAAAGACUCAGCACUGCUCUGGGGAAAAUGCCUCUACAGUAGCCUAAUAUUUCAGUCUUUUGUUUCGUGGCUAGAAUGUGGUUAUACGAAGUCUAACCUUUGCUGGGCUUUCUAAGUAGGCGCAAACUUUUACAUUUUGAUCAACAUAUUGGAAUUAUCUUACCUUUCCAUGGGAACUGAGAAUGUUAGUGUGCCCUUGACCCUUCUCUUUUCACUCAGAUAGCCAGGUACGAGACACCAACUUGACCAGUCUCACACACCCCUCUCCCAUUCAUUUACCUCUGACACACUGCAAAGCAGCCGUUUUCUUUAUGGUUUUUCUGGGUUAAAAAGGGCUGAGAAGAAUCCCAUUGAUUUUUCUACAUCACAGCUUCACGCUCUACAUCACAGCUUCAAGACCUUUCCUUCUAAUCUCCAUGGGAGAUUCUCUGUUUGUUGUGCUCUGAUCACUAUAGUCUGACAAAACACAAACACACACACACACAGCAGCUCUCUCUGAUGCAUUACCGGUGAUUCCAGGGUAAUGGAUGUUACGUUUGCACGCAAAAUCAUAACCUUAAUGUCUCACAGAAUGGCUAAACAGCAUAUUAGUGAAAGUCUGAGUUUGUAAGUCUUAGGUCAAAAUAUGGAUAGCCAUAGAUUCAGGCUUGGCUGAACACAAAAUAAUAAAAAUAUAGUCAUUUCCAUUAUUACUUUAGAGAGCAAAAACGGCCGUUAUGGAUGUUACACCCUCCGUUCUGGAUGUUACAGAGUCUGAAAUAGACAUUCAAAUCUUAAUGAUGUCUUGAUCAAAAUAUGUUAAAACACAUUUGUUGUCAUCUGGGAUGUUACAUUGCCUCUCCAAGUAACCCCCUAUCUUUACAAGACUGUAGAACACGCAAACAGAAGUCAAGACACUUCAAUUUGGUCUGUAUUGCUUCAUUAACAUAUCAUUUUUAAGUUUCACAUAUCAAAUGUUAUUAGUUGUAUAUGUACGGGAUACACAUGGUAUACACUGUCCAACGAAAUACCUACUUGCAGGUUCCGUCUCGAUAAUGCAACAACAAUAAGAAAAUAUAAGAAUAUGAACAUAAUGUAAAUGGCUCGGUAGAAUAUAAUAAACAUCUUAACAUAAGUAUAAUACAGGAAGGCACAAUUUAUAGUCCAAUAUUUACAUGUUUUGGGGAUUGGGGGGCAAAUGUUUUUAAAUUGUGCAGUAUUUAGCAAUCAUAAUAAGAGUCUGGUAGCUGUGUGUGUGGAUGAGUGAGUGCAUGUGUGCUAAGAUGAUGCUGGAGGCCUUCCUCGGGCACAGUUUCGAGUAGAUGUCCUCUCCUUAGUGUUCAUAACUAACACUGGGGAACAGCUGUGAGUGGAAAAACAAUCUCUGUGGGUCCUUUCUAAAAGCCAUGAAAUAUGAUUGACUGAAAAGCCUUUUUUGAGUUUUGGCAUCCUACUCUGUAACUCCAACAUAUAGCCUAGACAAGGGAUGGCCAACUCCAGUCCUUGGGGGCCGGAGUGGUGUCACACUUUUUCCCCAUCCCGAGCAAACACAGCUGAUUUAAACGAAUUGCAUUCUAAACUGAAGAUGAUUAUUCAUGAAUUAUUGGAGUCAGGUGUGUUUGGGGCUGAGGCAAAAGUGUGACACCAAUCAGGCCCCCGAAGACUGGAGUUGCCCAACCCUGAUAUAGACAUUAAGGAUAAUUAGAACAGCGUUCCAUUCGUAAAUGACUGACCUGUGGAUGCUCAGGUUGACUUUCCCACAGAAUUGCCCUUGCUGUGUCUGUCGACUGUAUGUGAAACCUGGCAUCUCCAGGAAUACUGCAGUAUUAAUGAAAAGGAUCAUGCAGCCUCCUGCUUUACACCCUGCCUGUAUGGCUGAAUUUGCCACACAGAUUUCAUACAGUCUGACAAAAUAACAAGCAGAAGAGUAGAAACUUAAAGGUCCAAUGCAGCCGUUUUCAUCUAAUAAUUUCUGGGUAACAUUUAAGUACCUUACUGUGAUCGUAAUAAAUUAAAAUAGUCAAAAAUAAACAAAUAGCUUCUUAGCAAAGAGCAAUUUCUCAAGCAAGAAUUCUGCUAGGACUGUCUGGGAGUGGUCUGAGGGGAAAACUUAAAACCUACUGUUAUUGGUAGAGAAGUUUGUAAAUUACCGCCUGGGGAUGUCACCAGGCAGGCCAAAACUCCAUCCCACCAAACAGGCUGAAAUUUAAGGCGGUCUCUUCAAACAGCUCUUAUACUAAAAGGGCAUUAUCAUAAUUUCCACAAUUUCACAGUAUUAUUCCAACCUCGUGGUGUAGAAAUGUAUAUAAAACACACAAAUCUAGUUUUUGACUGCACUGGGACGUUAAGAAGAACUGACUAAAUGUGAGACUAAGGUUUGGAUUCAUUGAAUAAGCCCCUUCAAUGUUGGCUAUGCAGCAGCAGAACCAAUGCUAAAAUCUGCAGUGUUUUUCUCUCUCAGCAUGUUCUGAGACCGCCGAUGAGCGGCUGACCUAAUGAUGCUGGUCUUUUGAGGGAAGUAGGGAUGGGCAUUUGAAAUAAUUUCACUAUUCAAAUAAUAUCAUAACAUUUUUUCACAUAUCCGAACUGGCUUGUGGUGCAGCCUGCGUGACUUGGGAGAGAGGUGCCGCUCUGCUCGCUUGCAGCGGUGAUGGGCAUGGGCCGGUGUGUUUGACACGGGAGAGAGAGAGUAGCCAUACAGACUUGCGCUAGUUAGACAAACUUGUAGAUGCCGUAGGUUAUCUAUCAUCCCAUCUAGUAGUGUCUGUCUUGACUGCAUCAAAUCGAUGUAAAGAACUAAGCUAGCUAGCUAGCUUACGUAGGCUAGUUGAGGCCGUUUUGCUGCACUUCUCGUCCUUGUCUACAACAACUCCAUUCAGAUUAAAUAAUAGGGUCGUUCCAUGUAAUUUCAGCAAGCCAUGACAGUUAAAAACAGAUAAGUUAAGCAUUAUCUUGUUGAAAUAUAAUUUAGUCUCUGAGAAAUUAAGCUCAUUAAUUGCACCCUAAUUGGCUAUUUUAAUUAAUAGAUUCCUAUUAUUAUAUUCAAUAAUUAUAGUACCUACCAGCUAAUUAAUUGCAGCCAAAUUGGCAAUUUUUUAAUUUAUAGGAUUCAUAUAAUAUUGAAUAAAUAUAGUACCCAAAAUCCGAUUUGGACCAAACUUUUUUCUAACAAUGAAUUAGACAUGAGGAAUCCAAAGUAAUUGUCAAAGCCAUCCACGGAUUGGCGUGGCGUGUGGGGGAUCCGUGGUUGGCAUUUGACAAUUACUUUGGAUUCCUCAGAAAAUCGUACAAAAACACAUUUACUUGAACAGUGCAGAUGCUAAGUUACCAAACGAUAGAUUGCUUUUACGAUAGAUUGCCAUAGAUUUUCUGUUAAUUACCAAAAUUACUGAAGAUUCCGGUAACUUUGGUAAAUUACUGGUAGCUUUGCAACCCUACCCUCUCCAUUGACUCUCCAUUGAAAUCCCAGCAAUCUGCUUCUGAUUCAAGGCUCUCUGACUUGCUUUGUUAUGUGACCGGUUGAAAUCUCUGUAUGGAGUUCAAUGAUCUUGAUCUUCCUUCAAGGUUUCAGUAGGAGGCAGUUCAUUGUUUGCCCGGAUUGCAGAACCCAUACUAAGUUUAUUUUUAAACCAGGCAUGUUAGACUACAGCCUCAUUGUUAUACAUUUUUGUAAUCAUCCUCAUCACCACCACCGUCGUCAUCUUCCUGCCAUGAGUGGCUCCCGUUUACAUUGCAUACAGGGUCCAUUCACUGUGGCGUCUCUGAUCGCUGCUAGUGCUAGUCCCACCUAACCACAAUGGAUGGUGUGUGAGGAGGGGUUGAGAAGGACCUUUUAAAGGCUGUUUAUAACACGGCCUUCAUAGAUAACACAGCCUUCAUAGAUAACACAGCCUUCAUAGAGAACACAGCCUUGCCUAGUUUAACUCAACAGCACUUUGGUCAAAUUCACUUUGGAAAGAAUGUCUGUCAUGCCACAAGGAAUAUCAAUGGUUUAAGAGCGUGGUUAUGGUCAACCUGUUAUAAUGUAUGGAGAGAACCAGCGCCCUGAGAAACCUUGUCCAGUGCCAACUGCUGUAACUUCAUUAGCCAAGAUAACAAGACUAACUUCAUGAUGAGGAAGUGUCAGCUCAGCAGCUGCUGCUUAUCCAGCCACCCCCUAUCAACAACACCUAGAAUAAGAACUCAACGGCCCUAUAUUGCCCCUUCCCCCCCCCAACACAGAUUUUAUUGUCCUUUUGUGGAGGCCUAACCAUGUUUGUGGCAGAGAGUUAAUGUUCUCAACAAAAAAACGUCCUGCCUGCCUCCCAUUUUGAAUAUGAGCCGCAGCCAAUUGAAUAUUAUUUUCAUUCACUUCGUAGCACCGAUGGCUGUAUUUAUAUCUCAGUUUGGGCAAGCUUUAAAAGUGGCUACACCAGCAGGAACGGAAUGAUUAUUAAAGAAAGUUCUGUAUGUUGGUUUAUUGCCCUGUUAAAGCCCUCAGCCUCGCUCCACACUGAGAACAAAGGAGAAGAGGGAGACUUGCAUUUCUCCAGAUUAACUUUAAAGUCGCGGUGUGGCGUGGUGAUCGGGCCUGUAGUUCUACACAGUUUGGCUCAGUCCACACUCCGAAGUAUUAAGGCCCUGUUGCCUGGUAACCAAGAGGUUCAAAAGGUCGCGUCCUGUCCCGUUGACUCCCGUCUUCUGUGCGGCCUUGUUGCAGUUCAAAUGAAAUAUUAAGUGAUAUGACUGUAUAAAAGCUAGGAGAGGUGAAACACCACAGCACAGUAGCCACGGUCAGAAAGAACAACAACGGCAAGUGUUUCUCACGCUCUGUCUUCCUAAGUGGUUUAACAUCAUAUGAAUAGGGGGUGACUGCUUCUUGUUAUUCAUAUCCUAUGAAUGACCUGCUGAGGUCUCGCACACUGUUCUCAAGCUAGGCCCUUUGUGGUCAGAUGUUACCUGAAAGAAACCCUGCUAGGCUAUGCAUGUUUGAGUAUGAAGGAGAGGCAGUGACUAGAACAGGAUGUCUUGAACUUGGAACACCAAUCCAAUAUUUUUUCAAUUUAACUUGGGACUAGAAUUGUGAGCAGUUGCCAAGAAACAAUCGCUCAAUGUCAAAGCACUUCUUGCUGUCAAUUGUGGCACUUGACAUCAUUUCAAUUAUGAUUAUUAAAUGCAGGGAGUGUAUGUUAAUAGGCCUUUGUUUUUUGGUGUGUUCUUCAGAAAGGGCAUUUUCAUGGUCGAGUCAGCCUAUGAAAUAUUGGACACUGACAGUAUGUUUAUGUAGGCUAUAGGCCCAGUCCGUAUCACAGUGCAUAGGCAAUUGUUAAUGAUCUGCUUGCUGUUGUGGUUGGUUUAGGAAUGGGAAGAAAAGAACAAGGCAAGAGAAGCACAGAAAAGAGGAGAACGAGGGGGCGAAGUUGGAGAGAGGGAGAAUAUCUUGACAGAGCUGCAGUUGCUGUAGAGAUAUAAAGAGGCCUCUGUUGACUGCUGAAAGCACAGCAUGCUCUCUCUCUCCUUCCCUCUCCUCUCUCUCUCUCUCCUUCCCUCUCCUCUCUCUCUCUCUCUCCUUCCCUCUCCUCUCUCUCUCUCUCUCCUUCCCUCUCCUCUCUCUCCUUCCCUCUCCUCUCUCUCCUUCCCUCUCCUCUCUCUCCUUCCCUCUCCUCUCUCUCCUUCCCUCUCUCUCCUUCCCUCUCCUCUCUCUCCUUCCCUCUCCUCUCUCUCUCUCUCCUUUCCUCACCCUCUCCUUCCCUCACUCCCUUGCUUUCUCUUUCUCACUCCCUUCCCCUCAGUCGCUCUUCUCUUCCCCCAUCUUUCGCUUUCCCCCCUUCUCUCCCUCUCCUCCCUCCAUAUCUCCCCCAUCCGGAUCUUAGCCUCUCACUAUGUUAGGCAGCACAGCUCCACACAAGAGAAAUCACUAUGGUUCCCUCUGUGUCUCCUCUCAGGUAAAGGGACUUAGGGUUAACUGAUUACAGCCCUCAAUGUUUCUGGCCACGCUUGUCUUCUCUGCCCUCUCCUCUGAGGAUCAUUAAUAAGGACUGGGAGAUGUCUACCUCAGGUAUAACAGUGGAUAUAGAGGUGGUAACGCAUCGUCAGCGGUCUCAUAAGGAACAUAUAGGUCAAUGUAAUCUUAAUGGGCCUCUUGUCUGUGCUUUCCUAGGCUGCCGAGUCGGGGAUUGUCAAGAUCAAGACCAUCGCCGCGAGGAAUACAGACAUCUUGGCGAGUGAGUGAAGGAGGGAGGGAGGGACACCCUUAAAUGCCUUGUUUGUGCGAGAAAGAUGUUUUGGCUGAACCAAUUAUCCACGUACAGAUCAGUGAUUUAGACCUAAUUCAAACAAGCAAAGGAAAGAAGAAUGCAUUCUAAGAGAGUUGUUCUAGGUGUGUUUUUGUUCUAUAACAGCUGCCUGACUGCGCCCAUGUAUCGUCUCCCCCUUAGCUCUGAAGGAGAACAGCUCGGAGGUGGUGCAGCCGUUCCUGAUGGGCUGUGGCACCAAGGAGCCCAAGAUCACCCAGCUGUGUCUGGCUGCUAUCCAGAGACUCAUGUCCCACGAGGUGGUGUCUGAGGUAAGGAACACAGGACCGCUAUGGGUCUAAUUCUAACUUCCGAUUUUUCACUUAGUCAUGUAUUGAUGUCAGUGGGAGACUAAGUGGAUGUUUUAGGCUCGCCCCUAUAACUCUUUAUAGUCUCUUUGAUUAAUAUUGCAUUAUCAAUGCGUAUAAUGCAUGUACCGUGUUGAUUGAGAAGGCUGAAAUGAAUUAUUUAGGAGGGAAAUGGUCCUAGCUGAUAUCAAACCUGCUGUGACUCAUAUAUUUUAAGGCUAGUACAAAACACACUGUACUAAACGCCUGGACAAUUGAAAGUGAAAGUGUACUCUCUGUUCCUGCAUGGUCGCUACAACACAAAAGACUUCUACGCUUUCAUUCUAAGCCCAUUGAACAGUGCUUUGGUCUGGAUGAAGGCCUACAUUUGAAGUCAGGGCAGGGGGAGCACAUUAUUAUGACCCUGGGCUUAUACAAGUUUAAAUACCACCAACUCUAUCUGAGAGGGUGGGUUUUCUACUUUUUACUUCACACUGCAGUGCAAAUCCCCAUCUCUGUAGAACCGCUACCUACACCUCAACAUGGAACCCAGGCUAUUGUGACUGGCCCUUUAUCCACUAAACCUCAACAUGGAACCCAGGCUAUUCUGACUGGCCCUUCACUCCCCGAUUGCGGCCAAUUUCCUUGACUUGCCUGGUGUUAUCAGGGACACCUUGAACGACCAGCUAGCUAGCUAGCUAGCCAGGCCUACUGUGUGAAUAACAACUCCCUGACUGACUGGCUCCCUGCCUGACUGACUGUGUACACCCUGCCGUGCAUGCCUGGCUGGCUGGCUGUGUUUACGUGCUAUCAGCAGACACCCUGCUUGGAGCCUUUCAACAGAGGCUUUCUGGCAUGCUCCAGCACCUCCCCUCUAUAUAUCACCGUCUGUGUGUCUGUAAGCCCAGGGCUUAACUAGUAGGAUGCGCUUUUAAAUGGGUAGUUGUUGGCUCCCACGUCUAUGGGAACAGCUAGCAUGUCAUUGCGCUAACGCUAGUAGCAAUGCACCCCACUCCCCCUGUUUAGUAGCAAUGCAUUGAAACCCUGCCCCCACCUGCCUCCAGCUUUCCUUGCCACCACUGCAGAAAAAUAUCUUAGGGGAAACACUGGACAUGGAUGGGGAAGAGGAACGAAUCUACCGCAGUAUUGAUUAAAUGUCUUGGUUUGUAUGAGUGAACGGGAGUCAUUUUUGCCUCAGGAAGUAAAUGACCUGUCAUGGUAUUGCCCCCUCUUUUGAAGGACAGGUUCUUUUUUUCUUCAACUGGUUCGACUUCCCCCAGUUCCAUUGGUUUUGUACGAGUUCUGUUGGGUUGUUCUGACCUCAGGAUGUGACACAAGGACAAUGUGUGUGGAGUCACUGCCCUGGAGUGCCACAGUGGCAAUGUACAGUGGGGAGAACAAGUAUUUGAUACACUGCCGAUUUUGCAGGUUUUCCUACUUACAAAGCAUGUAGAGGUCUGUAAUUUUUAUCAUAGGUACACUUCAACUGUGAGAGACGGAAUCUAAAACAAAAAUCCAGAAAAUCACAUUGUAUGAGUUUUCAGUAAUUAAUUUGCAUUUUAUUGCAUGACAUAAGUAUUUGAUCACCUACCUACCAGUAAGAAUUCCGGCUCUCACAGACCUGUUAGUUUUUCUUUAAGAAGCACUCCUGUUCUCCACUCAUUACCUGUAUUAACUGCACCUGUUUGAACUCGUUACCUGUAUAAAAGACACCUGUCCACACACUCAAUCAAACAGACUCUAACCUCUCCACAAUGGCCAAGACCAGAGAGCUGUGUAAGGACAUCAGGGAUAAAAUUGUAGACCUGCACAAGGCUGGGAUGGGCUACAGGACAAUAGGCAAGCAGCUUGGUGAGAAGGCAACAACUUUUGGCGCAAUUAUUAGAAAAUGGAAGAAGUUGAAGAUGACGGUCAAUCACCCUCGGUCUGGGGCUCCAUGCAAGAUCUCACCUCGUGGGGCAUCAAUGAUCAUGAGGAAGGUGAGGGAUCAGCCCAGAACUACACGGCAGGACCUGGUCAACGACCUGAAGAGAGCUGGGACCACAGUCUCAAAGAAAACCAUUAGUAACACACUACGCCGUCAUGGAUUAAAAUCCUGCAGCGCACGCAAGGUCCCCCUGCUCAAGCCAGCGCAUGUCCAGGCCCAUCUGAAGUUUGCCAAUGACCAUCUGGAUGAUCCAGAGGAGGAAAGGGAGAAGGUCAUGUGGUCUGAUGAGACAAAAAUAGAGCUUUUUGGUCUAAACUCCACUCGCCGUGUUUGGAGGAAGAAGAAGGAUGAGUAUAACCCCAAGAACACCAUCCCAACCGUGAAGCAUGGAGGUGGAAACGUCAUUCUUUGGGGAUGCUUUUCUGCAAAGGGGACAGGACGACUGCACCGUAUUGAGGGGAGGAUGGAUGGGGCCAUGUAUCGCGAGAUCUUGGCCAACAACCUCCUUCCCUCAGUAAGAGCAUUGAAGAUGGGUCGUGGCUGGGUCUUCCAGCAUGACAACGACCCGAAACACACAGCCAGGGCAACUAAGGAGUGUCUCCGUAAGAAUCAUCUCAAGGUCCUGGAGUGGCCUAGCCAGUCUCCAGACCUGAACCCAAUAGAACAUCUUUGGAGGGAGCUGAAAGUCCGUAUUGCCCAGCGACAGCCCCGAAACCUGAAGGUCUGUAUGGAGGAGUGGGCCAAAAUCCCUGCUGCAGUGUGUGCAAACCUGGUCAAGACCUACAGGAAACGUAUGAUCUCUGUAAUUGCAAACAAAGGUUUCUGUACCAAAUAUUAAGUUCUGCUUUUCUGAUGUAUCAAAUACUUAUGUCAUGCGAUAAAAUUCAAAUUAAUUACUUAAAAAUCAUACAAUGUGAUUUUCUGGAUUUUUGUUUUAGAUUCCGUCUCUCACAGUUGAAGUGUAGCUAUGAUAAAAAUUACAGACCUCUACAUGCUUUGUAAGUAGGAAAAACCUGCAAAAUCGGCAGUGUAUCAAAUACUUGUUCUCCCCACUGUAAAUGUUUGGCGGAAUGAAGGUACAUGUGACUCACUGACCCUGAUGCGUUCAGAGCUGUGGGCUGGUCCGAUCGGCUGCUCCGCUGUGUGUCUGUGUCUAAUUCUUUGUUUAUCGGUGUGUACAUGUCUGUCUGUGAGCUCUAGUGCUGCUGUCACUUGCUCUGUUCUGUCACAUUCCAGUUGAUUGUGACCGUGACUGUCACUGCCUCCUUGAUGUACAAGUAGGCUACAAGGCUCCCGAGUGGCGCAGCGGUCUAAGGCACUGCAUCUCAGUGCUUGAGGCGUCACUACAGACCCCCUGGUUCGAUUCCAGGCUGUAUCACAACCAGCCGUGAUUGGGAGUCCCAUAGGGCAGUGCACAAUUGGCCCAGCGUCGUCUGGGUUUGGCCGGUGUAGGCCGUCAUUGUAAAUAAGAAUUUGUUCUUAACUGACUUGCCUAGUUAAAGGUAAAAUAAAUAAAUAAAUUAACUGUGUGUGUGUGUGUUCAUCAGGCUGCAGCAGGGAACAUCAUUAACAUGCUGUGGCAGUUGAUGGAGAAUGGGCUGGAGGAACUGAAGCUGCUGCAGACUGUCCUAGUGCUGCUCACCACCAACACUGUAGUACAUGACGAAAUACUCUCCAAGGUACCAUAAACUGCGCACUGUAUACAAACACCAAAUGUUGUCAUGCAUGUACACAGUUGUACACAAUACAAACACAGGUAUCUUGCCUCGUGUCACAGAAGGUUGAUAUUUGCACAACCAUUGCAGACAUUUCAUAUAUUCACAGUCCAGUCAGAUAGCACAUUCUUAGUCCCACAAACGUCUCAUAUUUGCCCGAGGAGUCAUGUACUAUUCCAAGUCUGUUUCCACAUGCAUGUGAAUCCAGAUGUGUGCCUUAGUAAAUCUGUCUACGUUCAAUUGUCCAUACUAGUGUACCGCUUAGAAUGUAUUCCCCAAUACAUGGCUUGAUCCUUGGUGGUAGCCUAUGUUUUUCUGGAUAUUGUAACAGAGCCUGUGUCUCCUCUCCCCUCGUCCCUCCCUCCCAGGCUAUCGUGCUGUGUUUCCGCCUGCACUUCACCAAGGACAACAUCACCAACAACACGGCCGCCGCCACCGUGAGACAGGUCGUCACCGUGGUCUUUGAGAGGAUGGUCGCAGAGGAUGAGCGCUUCAAAGGUCAGGGUCAGAGUGCUCAUGGGAAAUGGAGUUCUUCUAGGACUGAACCAUUUCUGUUUCUGUCCUUCAGUAUUCUGCAUCACACACACUUCCUCUUUUACCCUCCUCCUCCUCUAACUUUGACCCUGUCACAGAGUAAGGGAAGGGAGUUAGUUUCUCCUUAGAUUGCCCAAAGCUGCUUAUCCCAUGAUUUAAGCCUGAGUUCAAUGAAUACAUAAUUCGUUUUUGUUGAGGUUUUUGUUCUGCCCCUUAAGAUUUCACACUGCUGUCUUCCCACUCUGCAUCUUGGGAUUGGGAAUCACUAUUUAAUUAAGUGACUUUUCCUUUUUGUAGUAGGUGUUGGACCGGCCUUUUCUGAGAGUGUGUUGUUUGGUGGAAUGUGUUUUGUGGUUUGUGUGUUUGUUUGAGUGUGAGCGAUUGAUCCCUCCAGGCUUGUAGCCACAGCUGUGUCCAAUGACUGUCUCUCCCAUGUGUUCUCUCCCCCCUUUCCCCCUCUCUCUUCCUCUCACUCUCUUCUCCCCUCCCCCUCCCCCUCUCCUCCUUCCCCCCCUCCUCACCUUCCUCUCUCCUCUAGGCAUCGUGGAGCAGCCUACUCCAGUUCAAGGUAACACUAACCGGAGGUCUGUCAGCACCCUGCGGCCCAGCGCUAAAGACGCCUACAUGCUGUUCCAGGUACGUCCACCAGGAGACAGUCCUCCAUACCUCUCACUGUACCCCACCUACACCCUCUCGCCCAUCAGAAGAGGGGGUGUAGAUAGGGUUUACCCUGUGAACGAGGGCAGGAGAAGGGAGGGAACGAGGGGAGGGGAAGGGAGGGAACAACUUUGUGGAAUGAAACACAGCCAGGCUGUCUUUAUAUACACUACAGUGGCUUGCGAAAGUAUUCACCCCCCUUGGCAUUUUUCCUAUUUUGUUGAUUUACACAACAUUUUCCUAUUCAUUUGAUUUACACAACAUGCCUACCACUUUGAAGAUGCAAAAUAUUUUUUAUUGUGAAACAAACAAGAAAUAAGACAAAAAAACAGAACUUUAGCGUGCAUAACUAUUCACCCCCCCCCAAAGUCAAUACUUUAUAGAGCCAUCUUUUGCAGCAAUUACAGCUGCAAGUCUCUUGGGGUAUGUCUCUACAAGCUUGGCACAUCUAGCCACUGGGAUUUCUUCCCAUUCUUCAAGGCAAAACUGCUCCAGCUCCUUCAAGUUGGAUGGGUUCCGCUGGUGUACAGCAAUCUUUAAGUCAUACCACAGAUUCUCAAUUGGAUUGAGGUCUGGGCUUUGACUAGGCCAUUCCAAGACAUUUAAAUGUUUCCCCUUAAACCACUCGAGUGUUGCUUUAGCAGUAUGCUUAGGGUCAUUGUCCUGCUGGAAGGUGAACCUCCGUCCCAGUCUCAAAUCUCUGGAAGACUGAAACAGGUUUCCCUCAAGAAUUUCCCUGUAUUUAGCGCCAUCCAUCAUUCCUUAAAUUCUGACCAGUUUCCCAGUCCCUGCCAAUGAAAAACAUCCCCACAGCAUGAUGCUGCCACCACCAUGCUUCACUGUGGGGAUGGUGUUCUCGGGGUGAUGAGAGGUGUUGGGUUUGCGGCAGACAUAGCGUUUUCCUUGAUGGCCAAUAAUCUCUAUUUUAGUCUCUUCUGACCAGAGUACCUUCUUCCAUAUGUUUGGGGAGUCUCCCACAUGGCUUUUGGCGAACACCAAACAUGUUUGCUUAUUUUUUUCUUUAAGCAAUGGCUUUUUUCUGGCUCUCUUCCAUAAAGCCCAGCUCUGUGGAAUGUACGGCUUAAAGUGGUCCUUUGGACAGGUACUCCAAUCUCCGCUGUGGAGCUUUGCAGCUCCUUCAGGGUUAUUUUUGGUCUCUUUGUUGCCUCUGAUUUAAUGCCCUCCUUGCCUGGUCCGUGAGUUUUGGUGGGAAGCCCUCUCUUGGCAGGUUUGUUGUGGUGCCAUAUUCUUUCCAUUUUUUUAUAAUGGAUUUAAUGGUGCUCCGUGGGAUGUUCAAAGUUUCUGAUAUUUUUUUAUAACCCUGAUCUGUACUUCUCCACAACUUUGACCCUGACCUGUUUGGAGAGCUCCUUGGUCUUCGUGGUGCCGCUUGCUUGGUGGUGCCCCUUGCUUAGUGGUGUUGCAGACUCUGGGGCCUUUCAGAACAGGUGUAUAUAUACUAAGAUCAUGUGACACUUAGAUUGCACACAGGUGGACUUUACUUAACUAAUUAUGUGACUUCUGAAUGUAAUUGGUUGCACCAGAUCUUAUUUAGGGGCUUCAUAGCAAAGGGGGUGAAUACAUAUGCACGAACCACUUUUCUGUUAUUUAUUUUGUAGAGUUUUUUUAAACAUGUUAUUUUUUUCAUUUCACUUGACCAAUUUGGACUAUUUUGUGUAUGUCCAUUACAUGAAAUCCAAAUAAAAAUCCAAUUAGAUUACAGGUUGUAACGCAACAAAAUAGGAAAAACGCCAAGGGGGAUGAAUACUUUUGCAAGGCACUGUAUAUAUACAAAAGUAUGUGGGAACCCCUUCAAAUUAGUGGAUUCGGCUAUUUCAGUCUCACCCGUUGCUGAGAGGUCAUGCAAUCUCCAUAGACAAAUAUUGGCAGUAGAAUGGCCUUACUGAAUAGCUCAGUGACUUUCAACGUGGCACUGUCGUAGGAUGCCAAUUUUCCAACAAGUCAGUUCGUCAAAUUUCUGCCCUGCUAGAGUUGCCCCGGUCAACUGUAAGUGCUGUUAUUGUGAAGUGGAAACGUCUAGGAGCAACAACGACUCAGCCGCGAAGUGGUAGGCCACACAAUCUCACACAAUGGAACCGCUGAGUGCUGAAGCGCGUAGCGCAUAAAAAUCAUCUGUCCUCGGUUGCAACACUCACUAUCGAGUUCCAAAUUGGCUCUGGAAGCAACAUUAGCACAAGUACUGUUCGUCGGGAGCUUCAUGAAAUGGGUUUCCAUGGCCGGGGAGCCGCACACAAGCCUAAGAUCACCAUGCACAAUGCCAAGUGUCAGCUGUAGUGGUGUAAAGCUCGCUGCCAUUGGACUCUGGAGCAGUGGAAAUGCGUUCUCUGGAGUGAUGAAUCACGCUUCACCAUCUGGCAGUUUGAUGGAUGAAUCUGGGUUUGGCAGAUGCCAGGAGACUGCUACCUGACCGAAUGCAUAGUGCCAACUGUAAAGUUUGGUGGAGGAAGAAUAAUGGUCUGGGGCUGUUUUUCAUGGUUCUGGCUAGGCCCCUUAGUUCCGGUGAAGGGAAAUCUUAACGCUACAGCAUACAAUGACAUUCUAGACGAUUCUGUGCUUCCAACUUUGUGGCAACAGUUUGGGGAAGGUCCUUUCCUGUUUCAGCAUGACAAUGCCCACGUGCACAAAGCGAGGUCCAUACAGAAAUAGUUUGUCGAGAUCGGUGUGGAAGAACUUGACUGGCCUGCGCAGAGCCCUGACCUCAACCCCAUCGAACACCUUUGGGAUGAAUUGGAAUGCCGACUACAAGCCAGGCCUAAUCGCCUGACCUCACUAAUGCUCUUGUGGCUGAAUGGAAGCAAGUCCCUGCAACAAUGUUCCAACAUCUAGUGGAAAGCCUUCCCAGAAGAGUUGAGGCUGGUAUAGCAGUAAAGGGAGGACCAACUCCAUAUUAAUGCCCAAGAUUUUGGAACGAGAUGUUUGACGAGCAGGUGUCCACAUACUUUUGGUCAUGUAGUGUAUGUACAGCCUAGACUUCCAGACUGUAUCACAGAGGCAAUGCUAGUAGCUGUCUCCAGCUGUCCUAUGUGCAUGUCUAUAGCCCCAUCUUCGUGUGUGUCUAUCCAGGACCUAUGUCAGCUAGUGAAUGCUGACGCCCCCUACUGGCUGGUGGGGAUGACAGAGAUGACGCGGACAUUUGGUCUGGAGCUCCUGGAGUCAGUCCUCAAUGACUUCCCUGGGGUCUUCCUGCAGGUAAACACACAGUACACACAACAUAAUACACAGUCCCUCCAGGAUUUUGCAAUCCCAAUUUUGUUUUUGCUAAAUCAACAAUUCCCCAAGCGAGGGCUUGCAAUUUUGACCAAUCAUUAGAAAAAUAGAUUUCUGCAUAAAACAGUCUAGUUUUGUCACUAUACCAGAAUUUUGACUUCGAGAGCAGGUUUAGUAUCACGAUACUUGAAACCGAAAUGAUACUCAAUACCAAAACGAUACUCGAUACUGAAAUUAUACUCAAUACCAAAACCAUACUCAAUAACAAAAAAAAAUCCAUGUAUUAGCUAAAGUCACAGAAUAACCGCUGGCUUUAUUUUCUUAAACACUGAACAAUAUGUUGAUAACUGGUAAAACAACUAAAAUAACAAAUAGAAUAUCUUCUAUUCUAUAUAACAUGUAGGUCCAGGUUGUGGGCCCAACUGUCCUAUACUGAGUAUUGCCAACCCAUAGUCUUUCCUGAGACAUAUUGUGCAUUAUAUGUCCAUUGCGCUGCACACAAUUUAAACAUAGUCUUGAAUGAUGCAUGCCAAGAUAUAGAAGAGAUAAGGGACUGUUAAUAUUUGCAAUCACGCAACUAAUACGCCGGUUCACCAGUAUGAACGAAAUUACAAACUGAUUUUUUUGUUCAAGGCCUCUAGAACUGUUGUCCGCUAAAGAUGAUAAUCUGUUUGCAUCUGGCAUUUUAUUGGCUGUCCAGUAUCCAGACGACCUGUCCUCAGAGAUUCCUAUACAGUUAAUCUCUUUCCGUAACAUGUUGAGGCCUGCAAUUAAGGAGAAUGAAAGGCUCAAUUAAAGAUGUUGCAAAACGGCUGUAUUUGAAGCACCACUCCCUUCUGCCCAGUUUCCCUGAUGUUAUUAUGGCAAUCAAGCUGUUUUUACCAUCCCUGUAACUGUCGCUUCUGCAGAUAAAUCAUUUUCUGAUCUUAAACUCUACUAAGAACUACCAAAGAAGCAUUAGGCUCUUGGUCUGAUAUGCGCUUUUGAACACCUGAGUAAGCUCCACUCAUUGCACUGGCACCGUCGUAGCCUUGCCACGGCAUUUGUUCACUGAGAUCCUCUUAUACUUUCAAUCAGUUAAAUUUUUUAUUUUUCCAAGGCCUGAGGCACUUUUUCAGUCACAUUUCAGUCACAUUCCUGAAGAACACUUUGCUUCCUAGUACAUAUGGAAAUUAAAAAGGUUUAUUAAUGACUUUUUGGAGGGUUACUGUCAAAAUGAUCAAUUCAAUAAAUAAAUAAAUAAAUAAAAGACAGAUGAAUAAGAGCCAGAGCUCGUGGGCCCUCCCGCCUUGCGUGGGGGGUCCAGUACGACAGUGACAACGUGAUACAGUAAAGUAUAGUACAAUACAGUACAAUAUAAUUCAAUACAAUUAAGUAUUAUAUGCAUUGAAAUAGAAUACAAUAUGUCAUCUCACUGUAGGUGUGUGUGUCUUUAUAUUUGUACUCUGACCCCCACCUCCUGCUUAUCCCACCUGUUGCCAUCUGACCACUGUAUAGCACCAGGAGUUCAGCUUCCUGCUGAAGGAGCGUGUUUGUCCGCUGGUCAUCAAGCUGUUCUCCCCCAACAUCAAGUUCCGCCAGGGCAGCAGCAGCGCCUCCUCGCCUGCCCCUGUAGAGAAACCCUACUUCCCCAUCUGCAUGAGGCUGCUCAGAGUGGUGUCUGUGCUCAUCAAACACUUCUACAGCCUACUGGUGAGUCCCUGUGGUUAUCAAACACUUCUACAGCCCACUGGUGAAAGUCAGUUACAGCUAGCUAUUACCUAGUACUGUCUAAAUCAUCAAACACAACUACAGUUUAGUGGUGUGAGCCAAGGCAGGAACUAUAGUUUGGGUAAAUUCCAUCUGAAUUCAGUCAAUUCAGGAGGUUAACUGAAAUUCAUCCUGUUGUCCUCUUAUUGUAGAGAUAUAUACUACCGGCCAAAGGUUUUAGAACACCUACUCAUUCAAGGGUUUUUCUUUAUUUUUUACAUUGUAGAAUAAUAGUGAAGACAUCAAAACUAUGAAAUAACACAUGGAAUCAUGUAGUAACCAAAAAAAGUGUUAAACAAAUCAAAAUAUAUUUUAUAUUUGAGAUUCUUCAAAUAGCCAUCCUUUGCCUUGAUGACAGCUUUGCACACUCUUGGCAUUCUCUCAACCAGCUUCACUUGGAAUGCUUUUCCAACAGUCUUGAAGGAGUUCUCACAUGCUGAGCACUUGUUGGCUGCUUUUCCUAAAACUCUGCGGUCUGACUCAUCCCAAACCAUCUCAAUUUGGUUGAGGUCAGGGGAUUGUGGAGGCCAGGUCAUCUGAUGCAGCACUCCAUCACUCUCCUUCUUGGUAGCCCUUACACAGCCUGGAGGUGUGUUGGGUCAUUGUCCUGUUGAAAAACAAAUGAUAGUCCCACUAAUCCCAAACCAGAUGGCGUAUUGCUGCAGAAUGCUGUGGUAGCCAUGCUGGUUAAGUGUGCCUUGAAUUCUAAAUCAAUCACAGACAGUGUCACCAGCAAAGUACCCCCACACCAUAACACCACCUCCUCCAUGCUUUACGGCGGGAAAUACACAUGCAGAGAUCAUCCGUUCACCCACACAGCGUCUCACAAGACACGGCGGUUGGAACCAAAAAUCUCAAAUUUGGACUCCAGACCAAAGGACAAAGUUCCACCGGUCUAAUGUCCAUUGCUCGUGUUUCUUGGCCCAAGCAAGUCUCUUCUUCUUAUUGGUGUCCUUUAGUAGUGGUUUCUUUGCAGCAAUUUGACCAUGAAGGCCUGAUUCACACAGUCUCACCUGAACAGUUGAUGUUGAUGUGUGUCUCUUACUUGAACUCUGUGAAGCAUUUAUUUGGGUCUUCCAUUCUCUGGGUCUUCCAUUCCUGUGGCGGUCCUCAUAAGAACCAGUUUCAUCAUAGUGCUUGAUGGUUUUUGCGACUGCACUUGAAGAAACUUUCAAAGUUCUUGACAUUUUCCGUAUUGACUGACCUUCAAGUCUUAAAAUAACGAAGGACUGUUGUUUCUCUUUGCUUAUUUGAGCUGUUCUUGCCAUAAUAUGGACUUGGUCUUUUUACCAAAUAGGGCUAUCUUCUGUAUACCCCCCUACCUUUUCACAACACAACUGAUUGGCUCAAACGCAUUAAGAAAGAAAUUCCACAAAUUAACUUUUAAGAAGGCACACCUGUUAAUUGAAAUGCAUUCCAGGUGACUACCUCAUGAAGCUGGUUGAGAGAAUGCCAAGAGUGUGCAAAGCUGUCAUCAAGGCGAAGGGUGGCUAUUUGAAGAAUCUCAAUUAUAUAAUAUAUUUUGAUUAGUUUAACACUUUUUUGGUUACUACAUGAUUCCGUAUGUGUUAUUUCAUAGUUUUGAUGUCUUCACUAUUAUUCUACAAUGUAGAAAAUAGUAAAAAUAAAGAAAAACCCUUGAAUGAGUAGGUGUUCUAAAACUUUCGACAUAUGUGUACAUAUGUGGGUAGUUAGCCUGGGGAGCUGAGGAUUGAGGUGUGUUUGUCUGUGUUGUGGUUGUAGGUGACGGAGUGUGAGAUCUUCCUGUCCCUGCUGGUGAAGUUCCUGGAUGGAGAGAAGCCUCAGUGGCUCAGAGCCGUGGCCGUGGAGUCAGUCCACAGGCUGUGUGUACAGCCACACCUGCUACGGUGAAGAGGAGGAGCGCACACGCACCCUCAACACACAUAUCACUGACCUCACCAUACACCUCUGACACUAACCUUAUAGCACACACAAACACACAUCACUAACAUUACCGCAAAACCUCAGCGCACAUAACCUCAACAAUCUCCUCCAUAUUAUAUAUUUUUUACCAAACUUCCUAUCAACCCUGUCUAUAUCCCCUCCAGAUCUUUCUGCCAGUCCUAUGACAUGAAGCAGCACUCCACCAAGGUGUUCCGGGACAUCGUCAACGCUCUGGGCUCCUUCAUCCAGUCCCUCUUCAUCAUCCCCAACACAGGCAACCCUGCUGCCACCAAUGCCCCUGCUGGUCAGUACCACACUGAGCACAUUGAGAUGGACCUACUGUUGUCUUUACUUGUGUUACAGCUUGAGACUGUAGUUGGAAAUAAAGAAAAUGAAUAUCUAGGAUAGGAUUAGGCAACUCAUGAGGGUAUGGAAGGUUCUGGUCUGCAGGGUGCGAAGGCUUUUGUUCCAGCUCAAUACUAACUAAUAUUUUGCUCUCUCUUCUACCUUCCCUCCCCCCUUCCAUUCCUCAAUCUCUCUGUCCCUCCUUAGGUGGGUCUGGGUCGGGGGCCCAGGCGGCUGCCCAGGGCGGUCCAGGAGCAGGAGGUCAGGGUGGGAGUCUGACCACUCAGGCUGCCUUCGAAUACCGCGGUACCUGGAUCCCCCUCAUGACCGUCAGUGUGCAGGGCAGCGCCAAGGCUACCUAGUGAGUAGUACUACACACACACACACUAGACAUCUAGCUAUGUCUGUCUAGGUUUGAAUCAUCCAUCCAAUUAUCACACACAGGGGCACAAUCUAUUUGAGACAGAUAUUUAAACCAGAGAGAAAUGGUUUGAUUUUAAACCACAGGGGACGGAAUUAUCAUUAGACCUAGACACCCUGGAGGACAGUUGGCCUGUAAAUACUGUCAUUGUCAUUAUUCUACUCUAACUAGCUGCUAUCUUUUAGUGAGGGGACCGAGACAAAGGCAGGAACAGAGAGAACACAAACACAGCAGAUUCCACAUGACACACACUGUGCCUGUAAGAGGGGAGGAAGGAGUUCAUUUAACUAUGGAUUAGUUGACCUAGCUCUGCUCUCUAUGCAUGGUUAGGAAGGGAAUAGGAUCUGUUGUCUGUAAUUAUGAGGAGAUUGAGCAAUGCUGGUGUUUUGAUAGACUAGAGAAUGAAACUAGCUGGUUUGUUGAUGCAGGAGAGAUGGUUGUCAGUCAACAUUGUCUUAACACAACUCAUUGUGUGUUUGUAAUGAACACAUUGCCAGGGAAAGCUGAUCCUGCAGGUGUCUAAGCAGCAGUCCAGUGAGAGUGUGUUUGUUAGUGGGAGCUGAAUGAGUGUUUUUGUUUGCAUGUAGCUCCUUUGGACGUACACACUUUUUCUUACAACUGAGUAGGGUAGACAGACACACACACACAAUGCGUCAUAUCAUACGUUUCCCUUUCCCUUUCCCCUUCCCUGCCCCAGUCUGGAGAUGUUGGACAAGGUGGAGCCCCCGUCCAUCCCAGAGGGUUAUGCCAUGUCUGUGGCCUUCAGUGCCCUGCUGGACCUGGUCCGAGGCAUCACCUCCAUGAUAGAGAGAGAACUGGCCAAGGAGGAGGAGGAGGCGGCUGUACGCAGGGAGGCCAACCCAGACCAGAACGCCCAACCUGAGCCUGGUGAAGAGAGGGGAGGUGGAGGAGGAUGAGGGAGGGUUGGGGGUUAGGACCGGGGUGCUUCUCUGGGCCAACACAAGAAGCCGAACCCUAGCUUGCAAUUUUAUUGACCUCUAGUGGCCAAUCCAAUACCUACAGUUCCUGAGGGCGUUAAUGAAUGUAGGCUUACUACAGUGAUGAAUGUGUUAUCAUCCCUAUUCAAAAGCAGCAUUCUGAUUUUAUAUAUAGAUAUAUAUAUAUUCAAAAGCAGCAUUUAAAUAUAGAUAUCUGUACAAAUGUGUAUUUCUUGUCCACUCUGUUGCUAACUACUGUUUCUCGGUCAGGAGCCCAUCUGGUCUGGGAGGAGAUGGUCAGUGCGUGUUGGUGUGGUCUACUGGCUGCCCUCUCACUCCUAUUGGACGCCAGGUAACAACACUUCUUAUAGAUCACCUCAAGGUCAAUAUAAACGCAACAUUCAAUAAUCUCAAAGAUUUUACUGAGUUCGUAUAAAUUAGGCCCUAAUCUAUGGAUUUCACAUGACUUGGAAUACAGAUAUGCAUCUGUUGGUCACAGAUACCUUAAAGAAAAAGGUUGGGGUGUGGAUCAGAAAACCAGUCAGUAUCUGGUGUGACCACCUUUUGCCUCAUGCAGCGCGACACAUCUCCUUCGCAUAAAGUUGAUCAGGUUGUUGAUUGUGGCAUGCAGAAUAUUGUUCCACUCCUCUUAAAUGGCUGUGCGAAGUUGCUGGAUUUUGGCGGGAACUGGAACACGCUGUCGUACACGUCAAUCCAGAUCAUCCCAAACAUGCUCAAUGGAUGGCAUGUCUGGUGAGUAUGCAGGACGUGGAAGAACUGGGACAUUUUCAGCUUCCAGGAAUUGUGUACAGAUCCUUGCGACAUGGGGCUGUGCAUUAUCAUGCUGAAACAUGAGGUGAUGGCGGCGGAUGAAUGGCACAACAAUGGACCUCAGGAUCUCGUCACGGUAGCUCUGUAUAUUAAAAUUGCCAUAGAUAAAAUGCAAUUGUGUUCGUUGUCAGUAGCUUAUGCCUGCCCAUACCAUAACCCCACCGCCACCAUGGGGCACUCUGUUCACAAAGUUUGACAUCAGCAAACCGCUCACCCAUACGAUGCCAUACAUGCUGUCUGCCAUCUGCCCGGUACAGUUGAAACCGGGAUUCAUCCAUGAAGAGCACACUUCUCCAGCGUGCCAGUGGCCAUCGAAAGUGAUCAUAUCAUUUUCCCACUGAAGUCAGUUACGACGCCAAACUGCAGUCAGGUUAAGACCCUGAUGAGUACAACAAGCACGCACAUGAACUUCCCUGAUGCGGUUUCUGACAGUUUGUGCAGACAUUUUUUGGUUGUGCAAAUUCAGUUUCGUCAGCUAUCCGGGUGACUGGUCUCAGACGAUCCUGCAGGUGAAGAAGCCAGAUGUGGAGGUCCUGGGCUGUUGUGGUUACACGUGGUCUGCGGUUGUGAGACCGGUUGGCCGUACUGCCAAAUUCUCUAAAACGACAUUGGAGGCAGCUUAUGGUAGAUAAAUUAACAUUCAAUUCUCUGGCAACAGCUCUGGUGGACAUUCCUUCAGUCAGCAUGCCAAUUGGGCGCUCCCUCAAAACUUGAGACUUCUGUGGCAUUGUGUUGUGUGACAAUACUGCACAUUUUAGUGGCCUUUUAUUGUCCCCAGCACAAGGUGUACCUGUGUAAUUAUCAUGCUGUUUAAUCAGCUUCUUGAUAUGCCACACCUGUCAGGUGGAUGGAUUAUCUUGGGAAAGUAGAAAUGCUCACUAACAGGGAUGUAAACAAAUGUGUCUACAAUUUGAGAGAAAUAAGCUUUUUGUGCGUAUGGAACAUUUCUGGGAUCUUGUAUUUCAGCUCAUGAAACAUGGGACCAACACUUUACAUUUUGCGUUUAUAUUUUUGUUCAGUAUAGUAUCCCCUCAAAGUAACUUGAAAGUGUGAUGGGUGAAACUCAAGGUCAGUGUUAAGUUCAGGAGAAACCGAAGUUCUUGAAACUACUGCGCCCAGCAACUAUGGUCGUGGACCAUAGGUUGUUGUGUAACGUGUCCGCCGAUGAAAUGGUCUUCUGAGACUUUUUUUCACAAGUCAAAACGUUGCGGCAGUUAAGCAUUCCUCAGUGUUUGUUACAAACCCAUAACCCUCUGUGUGUCUCGUCCCCCUCCAGUACUGAUGAGACGGCGACAGAGAGCAUCCUAAAGGCGGAGCUGACCAUGGCGUCUCUGUGUGGUCGUCUGGGCCUGGUCACGCCCCGCGACGCCUUCAUCACAGCCAUCUGCAAGGCCUCAUUGCCCCCACACUAUGCCCUGACAGUCCUCAGCAGUAAUGCAGCCAACCUCAACAACAAGGGUCAGUACCCUGUGGGUGUGUGAGAGAGGGUGUUUGUGUGUGUUCAUAGCUGUCUUCACUCAUGGCUUUGUUACAUAUAGUAGGGUAUCAGCUCUGGUAUAAUAAACCUACGUGCUUCUGAGGAACUUGAUAAGCCAGUAGUUAGUAGUUUAUGUGUACACUUAAUUAGCUUUUCACCCCAAGUCUCUCUGUGUAUACUACCUGUCAAACGAUUUAGAACACCUACUCAUUCCAGGGUUUUUCUUUAUUUUGACUAUUUUCUACAUUGUAGAAUAAUAGUGAAGACAUCAAAACUAUGAAAUAACACAUAUGGAAUCAUGUAGUAACCAAAAAAGCGUUAGAAACAAACCAUAUAUAUUUUAUAUUGUUAAAAUAGCCACCCUUUGCCUUGUUGACAGCUUUGCACACUCUUGGCAUUCUCUCAACCAACUUCACCUGGAAUGCUUUUCCAACAGUCUUGAAGGAGUUCCCACAUAUGCUGAGCACUUGUUGUCUGCUUUUCCUUCACUCUGCGGUCUGACUCAUCCCAAACCAUCUCAAUUUGGUUGAGGUCGGGGGAUUGUGGAGGCCAGGCCAUCUGAUGCAGCACUUCAUCACCCUCCUUCUUGGUCAAAUAGCCCUUACAUAGCCUGGAGGUGUGAGGGGGUCAUUGUCCUGUUGAAAAACAAAUGAUAGUCCCACUAAUCCCAAACCAGACGGGAUGGCGUAUCGCUGCAGUUUUCUGUGGUAGCCAUGCUGGUUAAGUGUGCCUUGAAUUCUAAAGAAAUCACAGACAGUGUCACCAGCAAAGCACCCCCACACCAUAACACCUCCUCCAUGCUUUACGGGGGGGAAAACACAUGCAGAGAUCAUCCAUUCACCCACACCAUCUCCAAUUUGGACUCCAGACCAAAGGACAAAUUUCCACCGUUCAAAUGUCCAUUGCUCGUGUUUCUUGGCCCAAGCAAUUCUCUUCUUCUAAUUGGUGUCCUUUAGUAGUGGUUUCUUUGCAGCAAUUCGACCAUGAAGGCCUGAUUCACACAGUCUCCUCUAAACAGUUGAUGUUGAGAUGUCUGUUACUUGAACUCUGUGACGCAUUUAUUUGGGCUGCAAUUUCUGAGGCUGGUAACUCUAAUGAACAUGUCCUCUGCAGCAGAGGUAAAACUGGGUCUUCCAUUCCUGUGGCGGUCCUCAUGAGAGCCAGUUUCAUCAUAGCGCUUGAUGGUUUUUGCGACUGCACUUGAAGAAACAUUCAAAGUUCUUGAAAUGUUCUGUAUUGACUGACCUUCAUGUCUUAAAGUAAUGAUGGUCUGUCGUUUCUGUUUGCUUAUUUGAGCUGUUCUUGCCAUAAUAUGGACUUGGUCUUUUACCAAAUAGGGAUAUCUUCUGUAUACCCCCCUCCCCCCAACUUGUCACAACACAACUGAUUUGCUAAAAACGCAUUAAGAAGGAAAGAAAUUCCACAAAUUAACUUUUAAGAAGGCACACCUGUUAAUUGAAAUGCAUUCCAGGUGACUACCUCAUGAAGCUGGUUGAGAGAAUGCCAAGAAUGUGCAAAGCUGUCAUAAAGGCAAAGUGUGGCUAUUUGAAGAAUCUCAAAUAUAAAAUAUAUUUUGAUUUGUUUAACACUUUUUUGGUUACUACAUGAUUCCAUAUGUGUUAUUUCAUAGUUUUGAUGUCUUCACUAUUAUUCUACAAUGUAGAAAAUAGUCAAAAUAAAGAAAAACCCUGGAAUGAGUAAGUGUUCUAAAACUUUUGACCGGUAGUGUAUAUGUGUGAGAGUGUGAAACUCUAGAGCAGGGAUCAUCAACUAGAUUCAGCCACGGGACAUUUUUAAUUUUUUUCUUGAGCGGGUGGUCGGGGGGCCAGAACAUAAUUCGUAGAUGUCAAAUUGACCGCAAGAAUCCCAAACAGAUACAAUAUUAGACUAAAACAUAAUUUCAAAACGUAUUUACAUUUGUAUACAAUCAUGUCUCUCUAUUAUGCAUGGCAAUACUUGGGAACAGAUUUCCAAAAUUAAAAUAACUUGUAGCUGAUUUCCUAUUGUUUUUACACUUUUAUGUCCAACAAUUAAAAUUCCCCUAUAUAUAUAUAUAUAUAUAUAUAUAUAUAUAUAUAUAUAUAUAUAUAUAUAUAUAUAUAUAUAUAUAUAUAAACCACCCGGGGGCCGCCAGUUGGAGAACCCUGCUCUCGAGCCCUGACUAUGCGUGAUCUCCAUACUAACAACUGUGAUACUCCACAUACAGUGGGGAGAACAAGUAUUUGAUACACUGCUGAUUUUGCAGGUUUUCCUACUUACAAAGCAUGUAGAGGUCUGUAAUUUUUUAUCAUAGGUACACUUCAACUGUGAGAGACAGAAUCUAAAACAAAAAUCCAGAAAAUCACAUUGUAUGAUUUUUAAGUAAUUCAUUUGCAUUUUAUUGCAUGACAUAAGUAUUUGAUACAUCAGAAAAGCAGAACUUAAUAUUUGGUACAGAAACCUUUGUUUGCAAUUACAGAGAUCAUACGUUUCCUGUAGGUCUUGACCAGGUUUGCACACACUACAGCAGGGAUUUUGGCCCACUCCUCAAUACAGACCUUCUCCAGAUCCUUCAGGUUUCGGGGCUGUCGCUGGGCAGUACAGACUUUCAGCUCCCUCCAAAGAUUUUCUAUUGGGUUCAGGUCUGGAGACUGGCUAGGCCACUCCAGGACCUUGAGAUGCUUCUUACAGAGCCACUCCUUAGUUGCCCUGGCUGUGUGUUUCAGGUCGUUGUCAUGCUGGAAGACCCAGCCACGACCCAUCUUCAAUGCUCUUACUGAGGGAAGGAGGUUGUUGGCCAAGAUCUCGCGAUACAUGGCCCCUUCCAUCCUCCCCUCAAUACGGUGCAGUCGUCCUGUCCCCUUUGCAGAAAAGCAUCCCCAAAUAAUGAUUUUUCCACCUCCAUGCUUCACUGUUGGGAUGGUGUUCUUGGGGUUGUACUCAUCCUUCUUCUUCCUCCAAACACGGCGAGUGGAGUUUAGACCAAAAAGCUCUAUUUUUGUCUCAUCAGACCACAUUACCUUCUCCCAUUCCUCCUCUGGAUCAUCCAGAUGGUCAUUGGCAAACUUCAGACGGGCCUGGACAUGCGCUGGCUUGAGCAGGGGGACCUUGCGUGCGCUGCAGGAUUUUAAUCCAUGACGGCGUAGUGUGUUACUAAUGGUUUCCUUUGAGACUGUGGUCCCAGCUCUCUUCAGGUGAUUGACCAGGUCCUGCCGUGUAGUUCUGGGCUGAUCCCUCACCUUCCUCAUGAUCAUUGAUGCCCCACGAGGUGAGACCGAGGGUGAUUGACCGUCAUCUUGAACUUCUUCCAUUUUCUAAUAAUUGCGCCAACAGUUGUUGCCUUCUCACCAAGCUGCUUGCCUAUUGUCCUGUAGCCCAUCCCAGCCUUGUGCAGGUCUACAAUUUUAACCCUGAUGUCCUUACACAGCGCUCUGGUCUUGGCCAUUGUGGAGAGGUUGGAGUCUGUUUGAUUGAGUGUGUGGACAGGUGUCUUUUAUACAGGUAACGAGUUCAAACAGGUACAGUUAAUACAGGUAAUGAGUGGAGAACAGGAGGGCUUCUUUAAGAAAAACUAACAGGUCUGUGAGAGACGGAAUUCUUACUGGUUGGUAGGUGAUCAAAUACUUAUGUCAUGCAAUAAAAUGCAAAUUAAUUACUUAAAAAUCAUACAAUGUAAUUUUCUGGAUUUUUGUUUUAGAUUCCGUCUCUCACAGUUGAAGUGUACCUAUGAUAAAAAUUACAGACCUCUACAUGCUUUGUAAGUAGGAAAACCUGCAAAAUCUGCAGUGUAUCAAAUACUUGUUCUCCCCACUGUAUGUCAUUAAUCCUGGCUGUGCCUCAACUGUUUCCCUGUUCCCUCUAAUUAGUAUCACCAAGAUUAAUGUGUCAGGGGGGUAUGUACAGUCACAAACAUGCUCUCUCUCACACACACACACUAUUUGCAUAUUUGCUGUGAGAGAUAAAGCUUGCAAAUUGGCUUCAGCAGGAUGGGUUUUUGCCUUAGGAGUUAAUUAAUCAAGUCUCUUGCAUGUAGCUGGCUUGUCUCUGUCACUCAGUCUAGUAUAUGCAGGGGCGCAACUUUGGUUUAAAAAGUGAGGGGGACAUUUUUUUUUAUAUUAAUGUUUUUUAAAAUCCAGUUGGAUAAACACUCCAAACAGCCUACCCGACCGUUCGGAGGCAUCCGCAUGGUCCUAAAGCACACCGUUGUCUUGUUUUGUCACAUUCCAAUGAUAAAACUGGGGGGGACAAAAAUGCAAUUUCAGAUGUCCCCCCCCCCCCCAUCCCCAGUGUAAGUUGCGCCCCUGAGUAUAUGAAUGGAAAUUACUGUCAUUGUUAUUAUCAGGGGUGUCUUUCUGAGCUACAUUGUGAGGAUAAAAAAAAAGACUAAUGGACUAAGGAGUAAAUAUAUUGAUUGACCUCCAAAUGAUUUGGACCUUGUGAUCAUUGCUUUCGUUGAGGACUCUAAUUAAAUGUGUGUGUGUUUUCCUGUUCUCCUCAGCCUACUCUAUCCAGGGCCAGAGUGUGCAGAUCAUCAGUCCCUCCAGUGAGUCUCAUCAGCAGGUGGUGGCUGUGGGACAGCCUCUCACUGUACAGCCCCAAGGCACUGUGGUGGUAAGGGACCUCUACACAACAUUACUACAACAACACAACAAGAGGGCACGUUAGAUGUUCACAUAUACAGUAGAGACAGUAGUGUGAUAUAACAGUGUCUCUCUCUCUCUCUCUCUCUCUCUCUCUCAGCUGACAGCUAAGAAUAUCCAGUGUAUGCGGACCCUGUUGAACCUGGCCCACUGCCACGGGGCAGUGCUGGGCACCUCUUGGCAGCUGGUGCUGGCCACGCUGCAGGUACAGUACCACCAUACUGUACCCACCACACACACGCACUGGCACAGCUCUACAGCAUAUUAUAGCCAAACUGGGAUUUCCUGUCUUUUUCGUCUAUUGACAAGGCUAAAUAUUUCAAUUAAAACAUUUUUAUUUUUUGUAUUAUAUAGUGGAAGUGGUCUAAGUGAAUCACUCUCUCUCUCUCUCUGACUUUUCUCACCACCUUCUCUGCCCUUCCUGUUCUCCAUCCAUCUCUCCCUUCCCUCUCCUCCCCCAGCACCUGGUGUGGAUCCUAGGCCUGAAGCCUGGGGUUGGAGGUGCUCUGAAGCCUGGUCGUGCAGUAGAGGGGCCCAGCACGGUAAGAUUCUAUCUCCCUGCCUUACGCAGUCACACUGUAAUGAGUUUAAUUCUCUGCAUCAAUUAGCAACAACUCCCAUAGGGUUUCAUUGGCUAUUCGCUACUCCUCUUCAGCCUUUAAAGCUAAACACACCAAACGUCAACCUAAGGUUUACAUUGCUCUGCUGGAUCGUACAGAUGAACCACAGCCCACCAGCUUCACCUUUCAGCUAUCUGACUCCCCCAUGUUGUCUGUGUGUUACAGGUGCUGACCACGGCUGUGAUGACGGACCUGCCUUUCAUCUCCAACAUCCUGUCGAGACUCUUUGAGAGCUCCCAGUACCUAGAUGAUGUGUCACUGCAUCACCUGAUCAACGCACUGUGCUCCCUCUCUCUGGAGGCUAUGGAGAUGGCCUAUGGGACUAACAAGGUAAUUACUACACAUACAUUUACAUUUUUACAUUUUAGUCAUUUAGCAGACGCUCUUAUCCAGAGCGACUUACAGUUAGUGAGUGCAUAAAUGUUUCAUACUGGCCCCCGUGGGAAUCGAACCCACAACCCUGCCGUUGCAAAUGCCAUACUCUACCAACUGAGCUACACAUGCACUUCAUUAUUGUAGAUGUAACCAGAGCGACAACGUAUGACCUCUCUAUCUUCUGUAUGAGCCUUGUGUUACUUAAUGUGUAUUAGAAACCGGGUAGUUUGGGUCCUGGAUUUUGAUUGGCUGGAAGCUGUGGUAUGUUUAAGCAACAAUGCACGAGGGGAUGUGGUAUACGGCCAAUAUACCACGGCUAAGGGCUGUUCUUAUGCAUGAUGCAACGGGGAGUGCCUGGUUAUAGCCCUUAGCCGUGGUAUAUUGGCCAUAUACCACAAACCCCCAGACAUUAUAAACUGGGUGGUUCGAGCCCUGAUUGCUGAUUGGCUGACAGCCGUGGUAUAUCAGACUCAUAUACCACGGGUAUGACAAAACAUUUAUUUGUACUGCUCUAAUUACGUUGGUAACCAGUUUAUAAUAGCAGUAAGGCACCUCAGGGGUUUGUGAUAUAUGGCCAAUAUACCACGGCUAAGGGCUGUAUCCAUGCUCCAUGCUGUAUCUAUCCUCUAUAACAUCCGUAGAGUGCAACCUUACCUCACACAGGAAGCGGUGCAGGUUCUAACCCAGGCACUUGUCAUCUCCCGUCUGGCUACUGCAACUCGCUGUUGGCUGGGCUCCCUGCUUGUGCAAUCAAACCCCUGCAGUUUAUCCAGAACGCAACACCUGGUGUUCAAGCUUCCAAAGUUCUCCCAUGUCACCUCACUCCUCCACACACUCCACUCGCUUCCAGUCGAAGCUCGCAUCCACUACAAGACCAUGGUACUUGUCUACGGAGGCUAUGUCCAAACCCUACACGCCACCUCUGGUCUCUUGGCCCUCCCACCCCUACAGAAGGACAGUCCCGCUCAGCCCAGUCCAAGCUCUUCUCUGUCCUGGCACCCCAAUGGUGGAACCAGCUUCCACCUGAAGCUAGGACAGCAGAGUCCCUGCCCAUCUUCCCGAAAACAUCUGAAAGCCUAUCUCCUCUUCAAAGAGUAUCUUAAAUAAUCCCACAAACCCCCCUCGCACCCCCACCCCCCCGCUGACUUUGCUGAUAGCUACUUCACUGAGGAUUUUACUUACUAUGAAUGUGAUAUGAGGUUGUCCCACCUAGCCAUCUUAAGAUGAAUACACAAACUCUAAGUUGCUCUAGAUAAGAGGGUCUGCUAAAUGACUAAAAUGUAAAUGUAUCCAGGCACUCCACGUUGCGUCGUGCGUAAGAACAGCCAUUAGCCAUGGUACAGUGGGGGGAAAAAAGUAUUUAGUCAGACACCAAUUGUGCAAGUUCUCCCACUUAAAAAGAUGAGAGAGGCCUGUAAUUUUCAUCAUAGGUACACGUCAACUAUGACAGACAAAAUGAGAAAAAAAACUCCAGAAAAUCACAUUGUAGGAUUUUUAAUGAAUUUAUUUGCAAAUUAUGGUGGAAAAUAAGUAUUUAGUCAAUAACAAAAGUUUCUCAAUACUUUGUUAUAUACCCUUUGUUGGCAAUGACACAGGUCAAACGUUUUCUGUAAGUCUUCACAAGGUUUUCCCACACUGUUGCUGGUAUUUUGGCCCAUUCCUCCAUGCAGAUCUCCUCUAGAGCAGUGAUGUUUUGGGGCUGUCGCUGGGCAACACGGACUUUCAACUCCCUCCAAAGAUUUUCUAUGGGGUUGAGAUCUGGAGACUAGCUUGGCCACUCAAGGACCUUGAAAUGCUUCUUACGAAGCCACUCCUUCGUUGCCCGGGCGGUGUGUUUGGAAUCAUUGUCAUGCUGAAAGACCCAGCCACGUUUCAUCUUCAAUGCCCUUGCUGAUGGAAGGAGGUUUUCACUCAAAAUCUCACGAUACAUGGCCCCAUUCAUUCUUUCCUUUACACGGAUCAGUCGUCCUGGUCCCUUUGCAGAAAAACAGCCCCAAAGCAUGAUGUUUCCACCCCCAUGCUUCACAGUAGGUAUGGUGUUCUUUGGAUGCAACUCAGCAUUGUUUGUCCUCCAAACACGACGAGUUGAGUUUUUACCAAAAAGUUCUAUUUUGGUUUCAUCUGACCAUAUGACAUUCUCCCAAUCCUCUUCUGGAUCAUCCAAAUGCACUCUAGCAAACUUCAGACGGGCCUGGACAUGUACUGGCUUAAGCAGGGGGACACGUCUGGCACUGCAGGAUUUGAGUCCCUGGCGGCGUAGUGCGUUACUGAUGGUAGGCUUUGUUACUUUGGUCCCAGCUCUCUGCAGGUCAUUCACUAGGUCCCCCCGUGUGGUUCUGGGAUUUUUGCUCACCGUUCUUGUGAUCAUUUUGACCCCACGGGGUGAGAUCUUGCGUGGAGCCCCAGAUCGAGGGAGAUUAUCAGUAGUCUUGUAUGUCUUCCAUUUCCUAAUAAUUGCUCCCACAGUUGAUUUCUUCAAACCAAGCUGCUUACCUAUUGCAGAUUCAGUCUUCCCAGCCUGAUGCAGGUCUACAAUUUUGUUUCUGGUGUCCUUUGACAGCUCUUUGGUCUUGGCCAUAGUGGAGUUUGGAGUGUGACUGUUUGAGGUUGUGGACAGGUGUCUUUUAUACUGAUAACAAGUUCAAACAGGUGCCAUUAAUACAGGUAACGAGUGGAGGACAGAGGAGCCUCUUAAAGAAGAAGUUACAGGUCUGUGAGAGCCAGAAAUCUUGCUUGUUUGUAGGUGACCAAAUACUUAUUUUCCACCAUAAUUUGCAAAUAAAUUCAUAAAAAAUCCUACAAUGUGAUUUUCUGGAUUUUUUCCCCUCAUUUUGUCUGUCAUAGUUGACGUGUACCUAUGAUGAAAAUUACAGGCCUCUUUCAUCUUUUUUAAGUGGGAGAACUUGCACAAUUUGUGGCUGACUAAAUACUUUUUUGGCCAUAUACCAUACCUCCUCGGGCCUUAUUGCUUAAUACCUAUAUCCUCCAAACGAAUCACUCCUAUGUUCUGUUCUCGUCCUGUGUCAAGGAGCCGUCUCUGUUUGCGGUGGCCAAGCUGCUGGAGACUGGCCUGGUCAACAUGGACCGUAUAGAGAUCCUGUGGAGGCCCCUCACUGGACAUCUGCUGGAGGUAUGUCUUAUAGUCAACAUUAUAGUCUACUUUAGACCUUGUAAUGGAAGAAGAGGGUAGUGAAGUGGUAGACUGUGUGCAAGUCUGUUUCUGUUCUCUUGCCAACUCCUUCUGGAAUUGUCAUGCCUUGACAAUGGCAGCAAUGGAGUUGCUGCUAGUAAAAGAGCACAAACGGAUCUGGGGCCAGGUUAGUGAAGUGGGUUUUUUGGAUAUGCUGUAGCAUGUAGCUGUAUGUCCUUUGGUACAUACUUUUCAAGCCCUCUCAUAUCAUGGUAGGGACUCUCCCAUUUCUAAUGCUAUUUAGUCAUAGUGAUAUAGCUUUACAAAUGCGGUCAAAUAUAUUGCCACCCUUACACGAUUCCCUGUUUCUUCAAAAAAUAAGUUAAAAUUGAAAACACUUUGUGUUCACAUGUGUAUUUGUUUGAUUUUCAACUGCACAAAUAAGAAGAAAAAUAUAUAAACUGCAAAUGCGAUUUUUCAAAGUCAAAAAAGGCCUGGACUAAAUGAUUUACUGUGCCACUGGAUGAAUUUAACAUUUUGAUGGGAGACUCUGUUACAGAGGAGUGGAUCAUGUUGUUGUAUGUUUUAAUUCUGUAAUGUAUUGAUUGUUGCUGCCUUCUUGGCCAGGUCUCCCUUGAAAAAGAGACUCUGGGUCUCAAUGGGCUUUUCCUGGUUAAAUAAAAUAAAAAUAAAUGUGAAUUAAUUUCGUUGGAGAUAAGUGAUUCUCGUUUAUGUGUAAUUUACCUCACCUGUGGUAAGUUGCAGGGUAAAAAUAGCGAUUCAACCAGUUUUGAAAAGAGAAAACAGAGCAUUCUGCUUCAUUGCGUUGUAAAUGAGAACUUGUUCUCACCUGGCUUACCUGAUUAAAUAAAGGUGAAAUAAAUUUAAAAAAUAAUAAUAAUAUUGCACUCCAUUGUGAAGUGCAAGGGUGCCAAUAUAUUUGACUGUAUCGGUUCUGUGUGUAUGGGUGUGUGUUUGUCUGAAACAAACGGUUCUCUUUAAGUUGUCUUUUCUCUAUCUCCCUCUCUUUUGCAACCCAUGUCUGUUUUGCAGAAGGUAAGCUCGGAAACUUCUCCUCCCAAUCAUUUGCUUUCUCUCUCUUUCUCUUUCAUUCCGUCUGUCUCCGCCUGGCAUCAAGGUGUUGGAGCUGAGAGUGUGCAGCUUGCAACAGAUUUAUGUUUGCUUCGCUGUUAUGUUUGAUCAAAAUGUCCUCGCACACAUGAGUUGCAUUUUUGGAACUCUUGUGUUUGUUUGUAUGCAUACUAUACAGAUAUGGAGGACUAAAAGUGCCACAAUUAAAUAAAUAAAUACACCAUUAAAUAAUUACUUAAAUGUGUCAUUAAUUAAUUAAAAUUAGAAUUAAAUACAUAAAUGUGUUAUUAAAUGUGUCAUUAAUUAAUUCAAAUACCGAUUCAUUUUAUGUAAAAUACAUAUAUAAUAAUUUCACUAUUUACAUUUACAUUUCAUGGUCCUGCGUUGGAGUGCUUCCUGAAUUACUUAAAACUGUCAAACUGACCCAUCAAAAGUUGGUAGGCGGAACCUAACGCCUGAUUGGUUACCCUCUGCAUCAAGCCAAGACAAAUCAAUUCCGGAUAAUGUCAGCAGGUCCUGCUUCUACAUCCUCUGCUAAGUUUAAAAUGUCUCUAACCAACUCCCUGGAAAGUUCACGGAGAUCCUCCAUUGUCUCUAUCCAGGUUGGCCUACUCUACUUCAGACCAAAGCAAUGGAUCAGACUAGAUUCGCGUUAGCCCCGCCCACUGACUUUGAUGGGUCAGUUUGACAGUUUUAAGUAAUUCAUGAAUCACUGCAAUGCAGGAUCAUGAAAUGUAAAUGUAAAUAGUGAAAUAAUUAUAUAUGUAUUUUACAUAAAAUGAAUCGGUAUUUGAAUUAAUUAAUGAUACAUUUAAUUACACAUUUAUGUAUUUAAUUCUAAUUUGAAUUAAUUAAUGACACAUUUAAGUAAUUAUUUAAUGGUGUAUUUAUUUAUUUAAUUGUGGCACUUUUAGUCCUCCAUAUACAGAUACCUGCACAUUUAAUGCAUCUUACCUUAUCAGCUCUCAUGAUAUGCCAGCCUUUCUAGGCAAGUCACACACUUGUUUCACGUUGGCCAACAAGUAGACAACACAGACACUUGUGGGCUGUAAAGGAUGAUGCCAAUAUGGCAUCUCACUCACUGUUGGUGUAGCUAACAGCCCAGGGGAAUAGUGAAAUGUGCAGCAAUGCAAAGCAACGAAAGCUAGCUGAUUUUACCAGAGCUUUCAUGGUUAUGUGUCUGUCAAAUGGAAUUACCUUAAUUUCAAUGUUGGGCGAACAGAAAAUCACAGGCAUACAGUCUCUGUUUUAACCUGCUGUGAAAAACAGGUGGACAUACUGUUUGAACAGCCCCUGACUCAGAUCCCUUGCUCUCUCUCUAUCAAUAUCGCUCUCUUUCAUUCUCUCUUUUCUCUCUCCCAUCCCUUCCUCUCUCCCGCUUUCUCCCCCCUCCCCACGCUCUCUUUCCCCCCCUCCCUCUGCAAUGCCUGUGUGUGUGUACUGUGUGAUGUGUCUGAUCUCUCUCUCUCUCUCUCUCUCUCUCUCUCUCUCUCUCCGUGCUCCUGUGUGUGUGUGUACCCUACCCUAUGAUGUUAUCUGCUGCAGGUCUGCCAGCAUCACAACGCCAGGAUGAGAGAGUGGGGGGCUGAGGCUGUUACCGCCCUCAUCAAAGCUGGCCUGGCCUACAAGCACAAUCCCCCUUUAGCACAGAACCAGGUACUACUACUACCCCAUCUCUCUCAUCUUCACCCAGUCACAUAGUAACCCAAAUACAGGGACUACUGUAACCUAUUCUAUCUAGAAGUCGGAUGACUGUUACAAUGCAAUGGAAGGUGAUAAGAUGACUUGCUAUUAGCCAGCUUCACCAUGCCAACCCACCAACACAUAGUUGACAUUAUAUAUCUUAAGGCAGUGGUUUGUAUGCUUGUCGUUGUUUAUGUAUUAUAACCACUCCCUAUCCUCUCCCUCUGUCCCUUUCUUUCCCGCUCUCUCUCUCUCUCUCUCUCUCUCUGUCUCUCUGUCUCUCUGUCCCUCUGACAGAGGCUGCAGCUCCUGCUGUUGAACCCUUUGAAGGAGCUGUCCAACGUGCUCCAUGCAGACAUCCGUCAGAAGCAGCUUGAGAGCGUGCUGCAGAUCCUCCAGAGCCAGGGGGACAGUCUGGGGCCCGGCUGGCCCUUAGUGCUGGGGGUCAUAGGGGCCAUCCGCAACAACCAGGGGUGAGAGAGAGGAGGGAGAGGGGGAGUGACAGGGGGAUGGAUGAAGCAGAGGGAAAAGCUCCUUGAUAUUUUAAAGCUGAGAUGAAACCCUUUUUAAAACCUAUUUCAGCUUAACAUGCUGUAUUUCCUCUGUUGUCUAGUAGUUGGCUAGUCUCUCUGUGUUUGUGUAGGAGUCUGACAAGUGUCUGUCUAUCCCCUGUCGCCUAGAGAGUCGUUGAUCCGAACAGCCUUCCAGUGCCUGCAGUUGGUGGUGACUGACUUCCUCCCCACCAUGCCUUGCACGUGCCUCCAGAUCGUGGUGGAUGUAGCCGGCAGCUUCGGCCUCCAGAACCAGGAGCUCAACAUCAGCCUCACCUCCAUAGGACUCCUGGUACAACUGCAGCGUAUUGCAUAUUGUUUUAUAUUCUAUAUUGUAUUGAGUUUUUACUUCAUUCUAGUUCAUAUUGCUGCUGCGGUUAUACAAAGCUUAUAAUUGCUGUUGCGUCCCCCCAAAUCGUUACCUUUCUAGUAUUUCAACAUGAUCUUUGAAAGUGACAGUCUGUACUAGUGAUUUAAUCAACCUCUCUCUCUCCCUGUUUUCCCCAAAAGUGGAACAUCUCAGACUACUUCUUCCAGAGGGGCGAGGCCAUCACCCAGGAGCUAGAGAGGGAGGAGGCAGCGUUGCAGAAGCAGGCCCAUGAGAAGGGUGAGCCCCUGAACAGGCCCUUCCACCCGGCCCCUCCCUUCGACUGCCUGUGGCUGUGUCUGUACGCCAAGCUGGGCCAGCUGUGUGUGGAUCCCCGGCCUGCCGUGAGGAAGAGCGCUGGUCAGACCAUGUUCUCCACCAUCGCUGCCCACGGCACCCUGCUGCAGCAGCCCACAUGGCACAUCGUCGCCUGGAAGGUAUUCCGUUCAGUCAAUUACAAUAAUCAUAGAGAAAGUUAGUCCUGAAUAAUGCAUGUCUCUGGCUGUAGACUCCUAUGAUGUACCGAAAGGUAAUCAAAUGUUCAGUCACUGGGCCUCGUCUAUCAUGGAAUUGUACUUUUGGGAUCUAUCAAUUGAAUGAUCAUACGUGAUCAAGUGCUGAAGCUAAUACUUUAUACCCAGUAUGCUUGUAACAACCUUAUUUGUAAUCUGCCCUCUUGCGGUCCAUAUUGACUACAUUUAUGUCUGUGUAAAACCAGGUACUGUUCCACCUGCUAGACUGUGUGAGGAAGUCUUCCUCCACGGCCGAUAAGGAGAAGAUUGAGUCAGGGGGCGGGAACAUCCUCAUCCACCACUCACGGGACACGGCUGAGAAACAGUGGGCGGAGACCUGGGUGCUGACGCUGGCAGGGGUAGCUCGUAUCUUCAACACCAGGAGAUACCUGCUGCAGCAGCUAGGUGUGUGUGUGUGCGUGCGUCUGCAUCAGUUGCCUGCUACUGUAGAUAGAUAUGAUCUCAUAAAGCCGUCAGUCUAGUUUCUAACUCAGUUGACAAUGGUAAAUAAUAAAGAUAUUGUGCUCUACGGAUGGUACUCCUACUCCUGUCAAUGCAUUUAUCCUGUCUCCACGCAUCUGCAAUACAAUACCUUUAAUACAAUACAAUCAAUAGAAUAACUUUAAUAAAUUAAGCCCAACAAUUACCUUCUUAUCUGAUUGUGUGUCCACUCCACAGGUGACUUCUUCAAGGCGUGGGAAGUGCUGCUGGACCACAUCCAGUCUGCUGCCCUCAGUAAGAACAGCGAGGUCUCCCUGGCCGCACUCAAGUCCUUCCAAGAGAUCCUCCAGAUUGGCACACCUGUCAAGGACUCCGCCAUGCCCACCGAGGCCCUCGCCCUGGCCGUCAUGGGCGUCCCCCCUGUCCUCAUCGACCCCCUCAGCGCCUCGGGCCCCGGCAGACCCCUGCUGCGCUCCGACUCGAUGCUUGAGAGGCUGACGCGCUACAAUGGAGCUGAACUCCAGGCCCCUCCCCCGGGGGAGGAGUCAGCGCUGGAGGACGCAGCUCUGUGGUGGUCAGCAUGGAACACUUGGUACCGGACGGGCACGGACAGCACGAGGCCCCCUAUUGGCGGGACGGGGACAGACAGACCCUCCUUCAUCCCCAGCCAGCCCUUUCUGACAGCGUUAGUCCAGAUCUUCCCUGCCCUCUACCAGCACAUUAAGACUGGCUUCAGCAUGGAGGACCUGAAGAAGCUGGGGGUGAUCCUCCAUGGGGCCGUGUCCAUACCGAUCAGCAGUGAUGCCUCGCCCUUCAUCCUACCCUCCUACACCGAGGCUGUUCUCACCAGCCUCCAGGAGGCUGUGCUUACAGCACUCGACGUGCUGCAGAAGGUGGGUGGGCUGCCACACCAGAUACAUAACUUUUUUAUAAAGGGUUGUUAUAUGAACAGCCAAAGGCAUUUUCCAGGAGCUGAAUUUAGCUAGUAGUCUGAUCCACACACUGUUCCAAGCUCCAAAAGGUCCCUUUUGAGUAGAUGUUUCCACUUCUUUGUCCUCUGUGUUAUAGAAACUAGCAUGGCAAUUUUGGAAAAUGUUAUUUUUCUCCUGCACUUAAUGUGCUAUUGAAGCUGAUGGAACAAUAUAUGAUUGGGAGUCAGUAGUGAGUGAGUUCACCUGGUUCUAGUGAAGUCAGUAGUGAGUAAGGUUCCUGUCUCUCCCUCUGCAGGCCAUCUGUGUGGGCCCAGAGAACCUGCAGGUCAUGUACCCGGCCAUAUUCGAACAGCUGCUCCUCUUUGUCGAGUUCUCCUGCAAACCCCCCCAGUACGGCAAGCUGGAAACCAAACAUGUGGCCAACGCUAAAUACAACCAGGUAACGAAUCACAAGCUCUCUCUGCCGUUGUCUUUCUCUAUCGCUUUGUGUGCAAGUUUGUCUUCCUCUCUCUUUCUCUCUCGUUGUCUAAAUAUCUCCGAUAUUUUCAUGAAUGGAAUGUUGUUGAAACGCCUGUCAUCCAUUUCUCUCCACACUUUCUGAACAUGGUCAUUCCCCCUCUCGUUCAUGAAGCUCCUCCCGUUGCUUUCGUCUGGUCCUCAUGUGCCCUGCCGUUCCCUAUUGUCCUAAUCACAUGACAUAUAGCUGGGUCUUUCAAACCGCAGCAGCAGCCCUAAACCAUCCCUCUUCUUUCUCUCUCAUUCACGCUAGCCCUUCAGGCUGGCAGCACGCUAGCCGCUAGGUUACUUUUUUCAGGUUUUUGGCAGGUCACAGACCAAGUUCAUGAUUCUUCCCUUUUCUCAGAAUGAAGGACAAAUUAGACCCUAUGAAGUCUACGUUUUUAUUGAUUCACUUAACUCGUACAACCCCUUUUUUUGUAGGCUAGUUGAUGAUACCGUCUUUGUUCACGCUAAGUUCAAAACAGAAGGGAAUCUUUAAAACGGGUAGGCAACUAGACUCAGCCGCGGGCCGAUAUUUUUUGUUUGGGGGGGGAUUAAAUCAGAAAUGGGGCAGGAACAUAAUUAUAAUAAUUUGUACAAUGCAAAUUGACCACAACGAAGCCCCAUUUCUGAUUUACUCUAUUUUUGCAUAUUUUUGAUACUGAAUGUUAUCAGAUGUUCAACCAAAACCUAAUAUUAGAUAAGGGAACCUGAGUUUACAAAUAAGGGAAAAAAAAGAUACUUAUUUAAUUUAUUUAAAUAACAAAGUUACGCAACACCCAAUUCCCCUGCAUGACCCAGCUGCGCUUCAGCUCACAGACGGCCUGACAUUCUCCUGUAGAAUUCUCUAAUGCAGAGCAAAACCAAAUACUGCUUUCCACAGUAACAACCUCAUACCAACUGUCAGGCGUGGUGGUAGUGUGAUGGUUUGGGAAUGCAUUUGCUGCCUCAGGACCUGGACGACUUGCCUUAAUAGAAGGAACCAUGAAUUCUGCUCUGUAUCAGAGAAUUCUACAGGAGAAUGUCAGGCCAUCCAUCUGUGAGCUGAAGCUGAAGCGCAGCUGCGUCAUGCGGCAAAACAAUGAUCCAAAACACACAAUCAAGUCUACAUAAAAAUGGCUAGAAAGCAACACAUUUUACAUUUUGGAAUGGCCUAGUCAAAGUCCAGACCUAAUCCCAAUUGAGAUGUUGUGGCAGGACUUGAAACGAGCAGUUCAUGCUUGAAAACCCACAAAUGUCGCUGAGUUACAGCAGUUCUGCAUGGACGAGUGGGCCAAAAUUCCUGAGAGACUAAUCAACAACUACAGGAAGCGUCUUUGCAUUUAAAAGUGGCACAACCAGUUAUUGAGUGUAAGGGGGCAAUUACUUUUUCACACAAGGGCAGUGGGUUUGCAUAACUUUGUUUAUGAAAUAAAUGAAAUAAGUAUGUAAUUGUUGUGUUAUUUGUUUACUCAGGUUCCCUUUAUCUAAUAUUAGGUUUUGGUUGAAGAUCUGAUAACAUUCAGUAUCACAAAUAUGCAAAAGUAGAGAAAAUUAGAAAGGGGGCAAAUACUUUUUCACAGCACUGUAUAUAUGUUAUUAUAUAUUUAUUUACUAAAAACUUUGGGGGGGGGGGCAAAAAAGAUUACUGGGCCGCCUGUUGCCGACCCCUGCUUUAAAAGAAAGCUAGGAUCUUACUCAGUGUUUUCCUAACUUUUGUGUAUUCUCACACUUACAAAAGAAUACUGUCAAAUCUGGUAUUUGGUUAAGAAUCUGGUGUACCAGCUCCUUUUCUAUAUUGAUGAGUGGUUUUGUUUUCAUGGUGGUGGUUGAAUCACCUAUGCUAAUUAACGCUACUCGCUCACUCUGAAGUAAAAUCUCCAAGUCUGUCUGUCAGUUGACCUGUCAGUUUUAUACUGUCUGUUGCUCAAUCAAACCAUUAACAAACAUGAUUGCCACUGUCAGUCAAUUGGUCAGUGGCAACAAGUUGGUAUAAGAACGCCAGGCACCAGCAAACAAGUUAAUUCCCAUCUUCUCAUUGUUCUGUUUUUGUGUCGUACUAUCGAUCUACUCACUGGAUCAACCUUUAGAUCCAACUGUUUGCUCCGGUGAGUUACCACCUCCCUCCUUCAGCCCCCUUUAGUACUCUUACUCAACUGUAUUCAGCUGUGUACUACUGCUCAAUGGUCCCAUCACUACUACAGUAGAUGAGGUCCUACCAUGCAGUGGGUGAAAAGCCUCAUCUACAUCACUCACUCCAUGUUACCUACCCCUCUUUGUUCUGUCUGCCACUAACAAGUGGUGAUGCCUCUAUCUGUCCCUACUACCUACCUGUCAAGUCCCAUCCUCAUAUCACUUAUCUUACUGACUGUGUUUGGGUGUCGUCCAUAUUUGUACAUGUAUUUCUAUUUCAAGUUUUAUGGUGCUUUGGUCCUCUUAGUAUUUACGCAGAGGGAUGUUUUCAACUUUAGGUAAUCCCUCUUUCUCUUUCUCACUCUCUCGUUCCUUCUCUCUCUUUCUCUACAGGCAGAAUGGGUUGCCUUAAACUACGUGCCCUUUGCCGAGAGGUCCCUGGAGGUGGUGGUGGACCUCUACCACAAAACAGCCUGUCACAAAGCUGUCAUCAACCAGAAAGUCCUACAGAACAUCAUCAAGGUACUGUCUCCAACAUUACCAUCAAGACAUAUUCAUUUGUUCAUAAGUGUUCAUGUAAAAGGAGUAGCUCGAAAACUGGAACUCCUAGUUCUGGUUGUGGAUCUACUCCCUAAUGUCUACACCAUUCUAAAUAUCUUAUCUCCCAUUGGAGUCUAUCAUCAUACUCCAGUGACUAGUGUUUCUGUCAUAAACGAGCUGCUCUUUGUCGUUGGAAACAACAUCCCUUCAUAAAGCUGUCAGGAGUUCCUCUAUUGUUUCCUGUGGGUCAAUGGCAUACCAAGUUCUUUCUCAUUGAGGCCUGAUAUAUGUGUGGGACCAUCUGACCGCUCUCUUCCAUUAUCUUCUUAUUAAAGCAAUUCCCAAAACUAGAAGAGCACUCUGCCAAGAACUCAUUACGAGUUUCCCUAUGGAUAUGUUCAAACCAACCCCAUCCUCCUCUCCCUCUCCUGAGAAAGGUCAUAACCAUAAAACCUUGUCUGUUUCUGUUCCGUUGCUUAUUUUUCCAUGUUUUUGAGACUAAAAGGCAUUAACGUCAAUGCCUCAACAGCUCCAGUUGUUUAGUUUAGAUGCGUCUGUGGUUGAUGAUACACCUGUAGGUCUCUGCGUCAUUACUGAGUCACACACAACACCAUCAGGAAUACUUUUUCCCCCUCAGUGUUCCUCUGAGUCUGUCAGUGUAAUUGUUCAACUGCAAUAGCAGAUCUGGCACCAGGCAUGUCCAUAUGUUGAAGACUCCCAUUGUGUUACCAUUAGCCCUCCCCCUCUUGUUACAGAGACUCUGAAUAUGCUACACAUUAUCUCAAUCACACUACAUCUAAAUAUUAACCCUAGUGAUCUUAAUUUCCCCUUUACCCUCUCUCUCCUUGGAUCCUGAGGAAAUAGCCUGGAAAUCGAGGCUAGGCGUUUGCUAAAGCACCAACAGACCUGGCAAGCAGGCUAGGCCCUACUUUGAAGACUCCCAUUGUGUUCUAACCCAGCUCUUUUUCUCCUUCCUCCAUAGACCCAGUGGUGUAAAGUACUUAAGUAAAAAUACUUUAAAGUAAUACUUAAGUCGUUUUUGGGGGUAUCUGUAUUUUACUGUACUAUUUAUAUAUUUGGCUACUUUUACUCCACUACAACAUUCCUAAAGAAAAUAAUGUACUUUUUACUCCUUACAUUUUCCUUGACACCCAAAAGUACUAGCUACAUUUUGAAUGCUUAGCAGGACAGGGAAAUUCUCUCAUUCACACACUUAUCAAGAGAACAUCCCUGGUCAUCCCUACUGCCUCUGAUCUGGCAGACUCACUAAACACAAAUGCUUCAUUUGUAAAUUAUGUCUGAGUGUUGAAGUGUGCCCCUGGCUAUUCGUAAAUUUUAAAAACAAGAAAAUCGUGCUGUCUGGUUUGCUUAAUAUAAGGAAUUUGAAAUAAUUCAUACUUUUACUUUUGAUACUUAAGUAUAUUUUAGCGAUUACAUUUACUUUUGAUACUUAAGUACAUUUAAAACCAAAUACUUUUAGACUUUUACUCAAGUAGUAUUUUACUGGGUGACUUUUACUUGAGUCCUUUUCUUUUAAGGUAUCUUCACUUUUACUCAAGUAUGACAAUUAGGUACUUUUUCCACCACUGCAUAGACCCUGCGGAUGCCCCUGGGCCUGAAGUAUGCAUGUCCGUCAGAGAGCACAUGGAAGCUGGCCGUUUCGUCCCUGCUCAAGGUGUUGUCCAUCGGACUGCCCGUGGCCCGCCAGCAUGCCUCCUCUGGAAUGUUUGAAACCAUGUGGCCAGAGCUGGCCAACGCCUUUGAAGACUUCCUCUUCACCAAAAGGUAGGUACCCCAUUUCUCAGGAAGUUCAUCAAAAAUAUCUGAGGCACUCCCUUUUACCUUUUAAAAAGCUUGUGUUGUAUUGGUAUUUUCUUAUUCAAAGAGUUUAGAGGUCUAGUAUGUAGCUCUCUGGGCAACUUGAGCAGAUUCACAUAGAAAUUAAUGUUAUAGAUCUGUUAUUCUCAUUGAAAGCAAGUCUGGUAAGAGGUAGAUUUGUUCUAUGUGCACUAUUUCUAUGCUUCCCAUUCUUAAGUUUUCGCUUCUGAGUCCUUUUAGUUUCGGUUUUGUACACCAGCUGAAAAUACAAUAUUUUUGGAUAUUGAAAAAUAUUUCACCGUGGUUUAGAUUGUACAAUGAUUCUCUACACUUGCUUGUUUUGUCACAUAAAUGGAAAGUAGGCGAACAUGAUAGAAUUUUAGCAACCAGGGAAUGGCGGAGCGAUUUCUCAAUAUUGCGCCUUUAAAACAAGUCUGACAGACUGACAUUUUGAUGCACCUGCAUAUUCCUUAGAGUCUAGGAAACAGUAAUGGAUUCACUAUAGACAAUGCAUUGAGGAAUGGGGCUUGAUUAGCGGUAAAGCAAUGGCUAAUUGACUGCAUUUCUGUUUCUGUUGUUUUACAGCACACCUCCAGACAAUGUGUCCAUCCAGGAGUUCCAGAUGAAUGAAGCCAUUGACGUUGAGGUAACACCUGACUGACUUCACUUCAAACAAUCUUUGAAUUAGAUUACUGCCUUUACUAACUGCCCAUCACUGAGGUCUGUUUGUGUCUUCUCUGUGUGUUCUGUAGGUGGUGCAGCUGAUCAGCACAGAGAUUUUACCGUUUGCCAACUUCAUCCCCAAAGACUUUGUUGGUCAGAUUAUGACCAUGCUAAAUAAAGGAUCCAUUCACUCACAGUCCUCCUCAUUUACAGGUAAGAAAACAGCACUGGGUCAGAAAUACCCACUCUUAUUCCAAAAGCUCAUGCUUUUUCCACCGAAGAUUCCCUAACGGGGGCCAUACCUUUUUUCCCGAAUACCUUUUUAUUCUGCUGGCAACAAUAGGAUCAUAUUUUUCUUUAAUUACUGAUGCUAUAAUUAAUAACAAUAGGACAUUUCUAGCAUCACCUAAAGAAAAUAAGGAGAUAAGCUUUACUGUGUAGCGCUGAUCUUUUCUACUGCAUCACCUCUAAGCAUGUCUUUCCUACCAUCCACAGAGGCAGAGAUAGACGUGCGGAUGCGGGAGGAGUUCUCCAAGGUGUGUUUUGAGACGCUGCUCCAGUUCUCCUUCAGUAACAAGGUGUCCACGCCCCAGGAAGGCUACAUCUCCCGCAUGGCCCUCUCUGUGCUCCUCAAAAGGUCCCAGGACGUGUUGAGGCGCUACGUGGACGAUGAGAGGCUGAGUGGACGCUGCCCGCUGCCCAGGUGAGUCCACUAACACCACUAAAACAAGAGCCCUAGAAGACCACCAUCACCUCUACUGCUGCUACUACAAGACCCCCGGGACAGGGAUGUAGUAGAGGGUAAAUGCACCAAAACUCAGGCCAUUUUGAUUUUGUGAAGAGUGUUUAUGAACAUAUUACACAACAUUAGCAUUCAACAAGAGAGAGGGCUUACACUGGUACUUCAGCUGAGAACUGGCAUCAGUUUCUCCAUCCACAAUCCUCUGGGUUCUCUCUCAUUCUUUCUCUUUUAUUCUCUUGGUAUUCAUACGGGGUAGAUUCAGGCAAUUCCACGGUAACAGGGACAGUGACUCAGAUUUUUCACUUUAAAAUAUAUCUCAAACAAAAACCAAUGAUUGCAAAGUUCUAAAAAAACAUACAACUCUAUGUACAAUGAAUUAUUUUAACAAUUUCCACUGAAAAUUGUACAAAAACACAUUUACUUGAAGAACAGUGCAGAUGCAAAGUUUGAUAACAGAAUGAUGGCACAAACAGCACAACCCGUCAUUCUGUUACCAAACUCUGCAUCUGCACUGUUCAUCAAGUAAAUUAGUUUUUGUAACAUUUUCUGUGGAAAUUGUUAAAAGUAGUCCUUGUGUGUCAAGUUGUAUGAUUUGUUGUCCCCGUGAUGAAAACGGGGAGGGGACUGUGGAUCGGUCUCCGCCCGUUCGUCCAUUCGUUAGUCACACGUGAUAUCUCAGACAGCACUAGCCCAAUUUUGACCAAACUUGGGUGAAUGAUGCGUCUUGCCAUAGAGAUCCGGUAUUUACAAAAUUACACUGAUUGGCCCAAGGUGGGAGCUAUCAAUUAACUGAAAUUUGUGAGUCAACCCAGAGAGGAAGCGAGAGGGAUGACUGGGCCCAAAAUCUGUCUUCUCCAGCAGGUGGCGUUUUUUAGUUUUUUUUACCAAGCAAGGAGUUUUUGUGGUCAAUGAGAGAGUGUCGAAUGGCUUAUUUGCUACGUGUGGCUUAUUUGAUUUAAUAUACGUUUCGUAGUGCUUAGGUUGUUAUGAGUGUACUGAUAAGUAGGACACGCGACAACCCGGUAACUUUGAGAAAAAAAACAUGUUAUAUUGGAGUUGUGCCUGUUGUUCACACGCGUAUCUGCCCUAUCAUUGGCUAGAAUGGUCCCACCUGAUCUUGCCUCCUCCUGACUGCCUUCUAGUCUGAGUAACAGUCUCUAUAGCGAACAGUCCACUCCUUGCCACUACUUGUCAUUGCAAAAAAGUAUUUGGCACAUGACAUGGAGUAGAGGGAGUGGAUUAGCUAAAGAGACUGGUACCCAGGCUAACUACCUUCCAUUUUUUAAGACAUUUAUUUUCAUAAUUCGAGUGGCCUCUUGAGCAUCGGGUCAAUAUAAUGGAUAAUCUGUGGUCACACACGAUAACUGAAAUGUGUUAGUCACACGUGAUAUCUCAAUUGGCCCAAAAGCUGCAUCAUUCGUGGGGGACAACAUGUUUCACUGUUGCUUUGUUUAACUUUGCAGUCAUUGGUUUUUGUUUGAAAAAUCUGAGUCUGUGUCACUCUGUUAGUGUGGAAUUGCCCAUUCCCUGGUAGGUGCUCUGUCAUCCAAGAAUGUGUUCUGUGUUAGUUUACCAUUGCAGCGUAGUGUAACAGUCUUUUCACUGUCUUCCGUAGUGGACAGAGGAUGAAGCUUGAUUGCCAACUUCUCAGGUUAAUAGCAUAAUCAAAUGUGCAUCCUUCAGAUACACAUUUCUGUUUUCAAACUGCCCCUGUCCCAUUUCUCUGUGGUCUUUCUCUAUUACUUGAGCAAAUGCCACACUGACUGUAACAAAUUACAUAUAUUCAGGUCUCCUGCUGCAAAUAGGGUUUUUAUUGAAAACGUUGUACCUAUGAUUUGUUUGGAGAUUUGAAGGUUGGUGCUCAUUGUAUGUCCCCUGUUUGGUCCCCUUGUAUGGUGCUGAAUGCAAGUUAUUUUAUUAUUUUUAAAUGCACAACAUUAAUAUUUAAGUAUAAUUGUUCCAUUCCUUAUAAUUUAUUUCUAGGCAACAAGUGACAGAAAUCAUCUUUGUCUUAAAAGCUAUCAGCACUUUGAUGGACUCACUUAAAAAGACCCAGCCAGAAAAUGGUGAGUAGAAGUAAAGAACUUAGAAAACAGACACAGAUAAUUAUUUUACUAUAUCGAUCAUCUAGUAUUUCAGAUCACCGUGUCACAGUACAAUGGGACAAUGUUUGCAAAUGCAAUUUAAUUCUGAAGAGAGAUUUGUAUGUACAAUGUUUGAUUUUUGGAAUCACAGAGGCAUGCAAAAGUACCCUUGAGGUUGUUUAUAUCCUAAUUUAUCCAGACAAAAAACAUUUACAUUUGCCUCUGGCUUUCUAAUGGAAAAUAAUGAUUUAUUUAAUUGCUUCCUCUCUCACGUCUGUCUGUCUCUCCUUUCACUCUCCUUUCACUCUUCUGCCUCUCCUUCCUUUACCUCUCCUGUCCUAUUCUUCUCUGCCUUCCUCUCCUCUCUUCUCCUCUGUCCUUCUCCCUUUCCUCUUUCCUCUUCCUCUCCUUUCCUAUUCCCACUCCUCUCCUCUGCCCUCCUCUCCUUUCCAAUCCCCACAUCUCCUAUUCAUUGCACAUGUUCUCCGCUCUGCUUCCCUCUUUCCCCACCCCUUCCCAUGGUGUGUGCCCCCCUACAGUGGAUGGGACCACGUGGGCCCAGGUGAUUGCCCUGUACCCUACCCUGGUGGAGUGCAUCACCUGCUCCUCCUCUGAGGUCAGCUCAGCGCUGAAGGAGGCCCUGGGCCCCUUCAAAGACUUUAUGCAGCCCCCCGUCUCCAGAGUUCAGAACGGAGAAUCCUGA
Molecule: messenger RNA, 48654 nt
Organism: Coregonus sp. 'balchen'
Lineage: Eukaryota; Metazoa; Chordata; Actinopteri; Salmoniformes; Salmonidae
Source: the annotation of a GenBank genome assembly